CCUCCCGCAGCCAAUGGCUUCGGCAUACCUGAGCGGCGCAGCCCAAUCGAGGCUUUGGUGGGCGGGGCGGCGGGGGUGAGCCGCCUCCGUGCUCUGAGGAGAGACUUCUGUGGUGGAGGUUGUUGUCGGCGGCGGCGGCAGAGAUGGAGCCGUCGGGCUGGAUGCGCGCCGGGAUCCUCCUGCUGUUGGCGGCCCCGCUCUACGGCCGCGAGCUCCGCUUCGGAGCGGGAGCGCCGCCGCGGGUCCGGCGGGCCGAAUCCGAGGGAGUGUGUGGCCCGCGAGACGGCGGCUUUGAUUUGGAGGUGCUGGGCAACAGCACCCACCAGGUGAGAAGAGAGGGAGCGGCGAAGGAGGCGAAGGCGGACGCGGCUGGGGGGGGGGGUCUCUCUGGCCGGUGAGGGGAGAGGCAGGUGAGGGACGCGGGCUGGAGCUUGACGCAGGUGCGGGGAGGGAGACGCACCUGAGGCAGCGUCAGCCUUGGCCUCGCCUCGGCGCCCCAGAACUCUCACAGUCGGCGCCUCUGAGCAUGUGCAGAGUGCGUUUCGCUGACAGCCACGUAAGAUACGGCAGCAGUUUUUCAGGGUGGGACUGGGCUCCCAGGCCGGUUAACAACGUUGCUCAAAAGGAGGGUUGAGCCCAACCACCUCUCUCUGAGGAAGCAGGCAGCAUUAAGAAGCUGGAGUGUGCCUGUUUGUGUUGGAGUGGUGUGAUGCAGCUCAUAUGUGGAGAGGAGGAGAGAGAGAGCCACACCUGUAGAAGUGAGAGUGCAGAAUGUCCAGGUAGUUGUGUAAGGACGAGAGGGACUGGAAGCAGGACAGAUGGAGAAAGGAUGCAAAAGGAAUGGGUGGACUCUCCACUUUCCCCAAAUCAAAUGAGCACCCUCAGGACUGCUUUGAGGCUUUAAAAUGUGGCAGAAGCUGAUCAAUGGCCUCCUCUGCCUCAUUUGGUUUGGUCCUGAGAGCAUUUUCCCCCACGUUUGUGGGACCUUCAUAGCUGAGAAUCAUUGACAUUCACAGACUAAAGGCUAGUUUACAACACUGCACACAGCCCCUGCGUUUUGUGUUAAAUGCUGUGUUCAGUAUACGGGGCUGACAUUCAUGUGACCAGCUGCAGUUGCAUGGCAGGAAGUUUCUAGAGUUUGACACCAACCCAUUUCCCCAAAGCUCACUGCUAUACAUGUGAACAAGCCCUAAAUUGGUGUGUUUAGAUGGUGGAACUUUUUCUGAAGGGGUUCAACUUCAGUUGGCUCUGCAGCAAAUAUUCAUUGGCCGCCCUGCAAAAAUCUGCCUCUUGUUAGUUUUGUAGUCUGUUGCACAAGGAUUCCCUUCAGAAUAAACAAGUUCUGCUUGAUAGUCUGCAUUUAGUGACUACAUAAAUCAGGGCAUACUGGUGCAUAAACAGUUCACCUGAAUCUACCACAUAUGGACUUGGCACACAAUUUAACUAUUAUUUGCUGUGCUAACUUAAAAGCUGCUGAAAGUGGAUUUAGGGUUGACAUGGCAAAAUCCCUUUGAAUUGUUAGUUGAGCUUAUGCUGAAACACUCAUACAACUGCUUCACUGAGUGAUGAGUAUUACAUAACUCUUGUUGUAGCAAUUGGCUUGUGAAUUGCCCCUGACUAGGAGGAAGAAAGAUGUAGGAGAUGGAUGUUAACCAAAUAAUAUGGCUUUGUUGCCUGACUCCUAAGUAUGAGUAAUAUGGCUGGGGUUGUUCCCUGUUAUAUCAACCUGCCCAAAUUGGACUCUGUAAUAUCUGGAUGGAACAGAAAUGUGUGCUCCCUUGUCAUGUGUCUCAAAAAGGGAGUAUUACUGUACUUUACUAAUCCCUACCAGCCAGCUGCUCUCAGAGAAAGUUUAUUGAUGGUAUGAGUGGCAAUUAACUCAAACCAAUUUCCUCAUUUUUAGCCAAUCAUUUCUUACUACAACAACCUUAGAAUCUUCAAGUUAACUUUAUAGCCUUUUUGUUAAGAAAGAAAGAAGUUACUGGUUAUUCCUCCCCCUUGAUCUCAUUACUUUCUUAACUAUGCAUCACCAUUUAUUUUCCUUGGCUGACUACGCAUUUCUUAAAACUGAAUUCUGAAAAAAACAAGUUUCUGCUUCCUUUCUCUUUUUCCUGCUUUACAUUUUCUUCUGCUUGGUAGGUCUACUAUUUCUUAUAUCCCUCAAGCUUGUAAUUUUGGUGUUGCAUUGGAGUCUUAAUUUCUCUCCCAGUACUCACUCAGCUGCUAAAUUUCAUGGUUUUUAUCUUGGUUAUUUUUAUAACAUUCACAAUUAUCUCUGUCUUGAUGCAACCAAUAAUUUUGUGUUCAUUCUUGUUAUCUCUUUAAUAAGUUGCAACACCUUUUGCUUAGGCCUCUUCUCUCAAAUCUUUCUUUUGUUAAACUCACAAUAAUUUUAUUGUUGUUGUGACCAUGUUACUCAUUUUAUCUCCAUUAAUUUUGCUUUUUCUCUCUACUGCCGUGUUUUUUUUGCUUUUCUCUUGACCUCUGUUAAACCAAAAUUAUAUUCUGUUAAACCAAAAUUAUAUCCUCCCAGUUCCAUGCAUUCUCAUUUGCUGCUCCCUACCAUUGGAACUUUUUUUUUUAAACCGGAUGUUUGCCUAGCUCCUUCUGUUGGUGUGUUUAAAAACAAAAUAAGUUGAGUAUUUGCUGUGUCAUUUAACUAAUCAUGCACAUCUUUCUUUCCUCUCCAUUCCCCUUGCCUUACUUAAAUGGUAAGCCUCUUGUUGUAUAAACACUAAGUGAUAAAUAGUAGCACAAUAGUAGAUUACAUGCCUUAUAGCCUCUUGUUUUUGUGCCCCAUAAUGUGUUUUGGAGCCAAUAAAUUCAUUGCUUUAACAGGGUUCUCAAAGGGGGUGGGAUAAUCUUUUUAUAAAAUGUGAGGAAGUUUUUCCUAGGGUUGAGCCUAAAUAUUAUCCUCCUGUAAAUUAAACCAAUUAGAUCUAGUCCUGCCGUCUGGGGAAGUAACAAACUCCUCCAUGCCCUCUUCCAUGUGACAGCCAUUCAGUGAGUCUGAAGGGUGCUGUCAUGUCUUCUUUGUCUUCUCUUCUCUAAACUAAACAUGCCUAGUUCCUUCGACUAGGGCUGCCAUAUUUAAAAAAGUAAAAACCAGGACACCCCCAAAUUGUUGAGCUUGUUUUUAGGAAACCACCGAAAUUGUGGUGUUUUUAGACAAACUUUUUUUAGACAAAUGCCAAAUUGUGAUCUGGGACAUUUCGGAAAUUCCCCCCGGACGUCAUUUCCAACUUUGAAAUCCCAGAAAUGUCUGGGAAAAUCUGGUUGUAGGGCAGCCCUACUUCAACCUUAACUAACAGGACUUGUUUUCUUUAUUCUGCUCACCAUCUUCGUUUCCCUGUUCUGAGUCCAUUUUAGUUUGUUUACAUUCUUCCUGAGGGGUGUUGCCCACGUUGUGGUCUCAAAUUUCAGCAGCACCCUGUGCAACACCAAAAAUUGGUGCUUCCCCCCCGCCCUUUGCACUCCAUUCUAAAUCAGAGUUGCAGCUUCCCCUGUGGCACCCCUGAAGCUCAGUGUGACUGAAUUGGUCGUGCUCCCGUAAAUCCGCCUCUGGUGUCCAGAACCAUACACUGUGUUCAGAAGGAGGUCUGACUACCGCAGAAUAAGGUGGAAGAGUACAAAGUGCUAAACCGUCCCUCCCUUUCCACCCCACAAUCUCCAGCAAACUUUUUUACUUCUCAUGAAGCAAGUUUUAAGUCAUUACAUAUGCCUUGAGUGUUCAUCCCUCUUUCUUCAAUUAACCUGCUUGGCUAUAAACUGAUGAUUAUGCUGAUGAUUGUGGUGAAUUGUAAUUCCUUCAGAGACUUUAAUCUGGGUGGAUCAGGAAGAACGCUCCAAUCACAGAAAAUAGGGAGAGUUUCAUAAGCUCAUCAGACAAGCAGGAGUUUUGUUGUAGUAAUCUGCUGGGGGAGCUGGAUAAGUUUUACCCCUCUUCUCAUGUUCUGUUCCUGAUCACAAUGACAAUGCACAUUUCUUUCUCAGUGGAUUUCUCAUAGCUUAGCUUUUCAACUGAAAUGUAUUGCUCCUAAGAGGGGAAAGGGCCAUAUUUCCUUUCCCUGAGACAUAGAUAACAGCUGCUAUGCUGUUUAUAUACUGUAGUUCUAAAUAAUAUUGCAUGAAUGAGCUAAAACUCUGGUAGAAGCAGUAAACUACUAUAUCACAGGGCAAAUGUAAUGAUACCAUGAAAUAAAGAUUAAGAGGAUGCUGCUGGAUUUGGUGAACCUGAAAAUCUUAUCUGCCCUGAUCAUUUCCUGUUAGCAAUGUUUAAAUCCCUGUUAUAGUCUUCCCCACGUAGCAGUUUAUGCUGUAUUUCCCCUCAACAUUUGAUACUGUUUGUAAAAUGAAGAUAAAAAAUGUGUCAAUUUGAGAAGAAGAGUGCCCAACACCAACUGUUCUCUGCUUUUCUAAUAUAAUUGGGUGUUGUAAUUUUGCUACUCCACCCUUCAUCCCACCCCCCCACCUACCACACAGGACUGUCUUGCUUAUGGUUUGUUAUAUUGCCAUAUUUGCAUAGGUACAUGUACAAUUAUCUUAACUCAUCACAGGUCUGUCUAGUGCUACAGUUUGUCAGCAUGAGAAUCCUAUAAGCAGGAAGACACUGAUUAAUUGAAUGAAUAAACAAUUUAAACAACGCAUAAAACCUAAAAGUACUGUUGAUUAUUUAAAACAUAAAAGAAAAUCUGAUUAUUCCAACUCAGCACCCAUUUACCAAGUGGAAUGAGAGGAAUGCCAAUAUAUAUUUAUUUUAUAGAUUUUUAUGGUUACUUGCAUGCAUUUUUAUUUAUUUUGCAUUCAUCAUCUGGCCAUUUUACAGAGCAAAAUGUUUCUAAGGUAUUUGAAAAUCACACUAAUGCACAUUAUCAGAGCAUUAAGGUCUAUCUAAAACAGCUGGUCUAUAUAUAAUCCAAAAUUGUAGAAAUAAUGUUCAGUUUUUCUCCAAGACACUUUCUGAGAGACACUAUAGGUUCUCAUUCUAUGCAUUCACAGCUGAUUUGAAAUAGGAAGAAUUCAAAACAAACAAAACUUCUGUUUCAUACUUCUUCAUGGCCAAGGCACCAAGAAGCCCUCACUGUUUAUUUCUCUUUUUAAAUAGAAUGGAGAAGACAAGGAAGUGGGAAUGGUACAAGCAGAUGCUUAUUUGUGCUGCAUUAGAUCUUGCCUGCUGAGAAUGCAUUCAAAAUGCAUUCUUUACAAUGAGCUGGCUGUUUGUUUCCUGAACCUGCCAUAUACACAGAAAGAUCCCAGGAUUUAUUUAUUUAAAUACACUUCUUGCCCUCUUGGGUACUUAGGUUUAGGAUAGUUUACAUUUUAAAAAUGUUUCUCAGUUGAUACAAAUUCUCCUGAAACCUCAUGGUGUAAUGUGAAAUUCAGUAGCCAAUAGUAGUUUUCACCUACUUCUGUUCCUUUCAGCCACUCUACCCCAAGAUUAAACCUCCAUUCUCCAGUUCUGUCUUCCCUAGCUCUCAUAUCUCUUGUGCCAAAAUGUAACAAACAGGAAUGAAUUGAGUGUUCAAUGUUAACUUAAUGUCUUCUGUCUUCAGUAGAACUUUGCAAGGUGGAGACUAGUAUUUGUUACCUAAUGUACAUCAACUUGAAAUUCUUGAAUGUUGAUUAAACCAAUCUUUUUGAGAAUCUUAGCUGAAGAAAUAAGUUAUUCACUUCUAGUCCACAAAGCUUUUUCCCCUUUUAGUACAAAGCUUCUGUGAGGCUUGGUUCUAUAAUAAACAAGUGUCAUAAGAAUUUGGUGUCUCAGCACAAGAAAUAAUGUGUACUGUAAUUGUUUUCUUUUGGUGUCUGUUUUGUCAUCACUGUGAUAGAAUAGAUGGUGCCUGUUGGAGACUAGAGAGCCAUUCUUGGCUCUGAUACUUUCCUUUUGGGCUUUUGCACAUUUAAAAGGAGUGAAUUGCAAAAGCUGAUUUCAUCUUCAGCCCUCUGGCUCCAGUUUUGGAUCAAGUGUAUUCUUCAUAUCUCUGGGGACCUUCACUCAUACAGGUGCAUACAGUUGAAACUCUCAUUACCAUAAGAACUUUUACGUACAGGAGAGAUUCCAUUAUACUCCUCCUUUAGUGGCUUUAGCGCAUUUAUGUGCAGUUUUGGUUUUUUGAUCCCCCCACCCCCAAAAGCCUCUAUUGAUUGGAAUCCGAUUUAGUGUUUUAUGUCACUUACAUUCAUUCACCAAAAUUCAAAAACAAUCUUAUGAACUGGAUAAAUGGCUUUUCCAGUAGCCAAAUAUAUUUGGACGGAAAUAUUUGACUAGGGGAAACAUGCAAAAAAGUGCACUUAAUGUGGCUUAAAUGUUAAAGGUAAAGGGACCCCUGACCAUUAGGUCUAGUCGUGGCCGACUCUGGGGUUGUGGCACUCAUCUCGCUUUAUUGGCCGAGGGAGCCAGCGUACAGCUUCUGGGUCAUGUGGCCAGCAUGACUAAGCCCCUUCUGGCAAACCAGAGCAGUGCACGGAAACACCAUUUACCUUCCUGCUGGAGCAGUACCUAUUUAUCUACUUGCACUUUGAUGUGCUUUUGAACUGCUAGGUUGGCAGGAGCAGGGACUGAGCAAUGGGAGCUCACCCCGUCGCGGGGAUUCGAACCGCCGACCUUCCGAUUGGCAAGUCCUAGGAUCUGUGGUUUAACCCACAGCACCACCCGUUACGUUCCAUAAAUUCAACAUUUAGCUAGGAAAUUACUUUUACAGCCAUACCUCGGCAUGCAAACGUUGCGGGUUGCGCGUUUUCGGGUUGCGGACCGCGCCAAACCCGGAAGUACUGGAACAGGUUACUUCUGGGUUUCAAUGCUCAUGCAUGCGCAGAAGCACAAAAUGAUGUCACACGCAUGCGCAGAAGCGCCAAAUCGCAUCACGCGCGUGUGCAGUUGUAGCACUGCAGGUUGUGAACGUGCCUCCUGCACAGAUCACGUUUGCAACCCGAGGUAUGACUGUAUUUGAAAUACUUGUAAGAUAAGACAAAGCAAUUAAAUAACAUACUUUUACCUUGUUUAAAAUUUGUUUUUCAUAACAGUUUUGACUGCUUUCAUUGAACGUGCUAUUAUAUUUAUUUCCUUGGUAUAAAUGAUCUAAUUACAUCUGUAAAAAUCUAUCUAGUUUGACUGGUAUUGUAUUAAUUAUUUUAUAAAGGAGUUGCAUUUUUAAAUAAAAAAAUUAUAUUGAAAAAAUGUAGCAGUGGAAAAUUUUGUACCCCGCAUCACUCAUAUGAAGCAGAGGACUUUAUAUAGUGUAGUGUCUGUCCAAGAAGAGUGUUGAGUGUGCCAAAUGCUGCUGUUCCUUCAAAGAUAUCCUUUCCCAGGUCAAUGUUGUGAUUAUUCUUAAAUCCUGUAUUUCUACUUGGGUACAAACACAUGCCUCUUUCUCAAUAAAACUUCCUAGGUACUGACCUCCCCCGUCCCAUUGCAACAUGUAUACAUGCACAGUAAAAAAAAAAAAAAGUCCAACUAAAGGUUAGGCCACUCUGAUACCUAAUCCUGCAAACCUUUGAUGGCUGGUCUUAUACAAUAGCUCUUACAAUGUUCUGCUUUCUGAAAGUUAACUUGAGAAAAGUUGCUUAUCACAUAUAUAGAAGGUCCUGUGAUGUUUAGAGCACAUGUUGGGCGCAAUAACUUAAGUCUAAUUCUCACUGAUAUACGGUAAUCUAGAAUGAACCUUCUGGUAUGCUUAUCAGGAGAAUCCCUGUUAAUUCCCUUGUUGCAAGCAGCUCAUUUUAUUUUGCAAUAUGGCGUGAUUAUUCAAAUAUGAUUACAAGUCUCUACUCCUAAUAAUAAUUUCACUUUGUUGUGAAUGCUAUAUGUGAAGAUUGCUUAUAACCUCAGAUGCUGACAGUGGGUGAUAUCCAACUAAGAUGUACUCAGAGGAGCCCCAUUAAAAUCAAGAGUUGGGGCUUAUCCACACUUACCUUUUGCCCUGUUCUUUCCAGGAAGAGGUCUGUGCUUAAAUGCUCUUAUGUCUAAGCAUCCCCACCCCCUGGCGACCUUUCCGUGCAAAAACCCGCUCUUUAAAGCUCAAUCGGUGCAAGAAUCAAUUCAGGUUUUCCGUGGAUUAACAUUUGCUCCAGUUGAUCUUUAAAGAGUGAGUUUUCAUGGGGAAAGCUCUAGAGCAAAAAAAGGGCAUGUACUAAACUACUGUUAAGUCUUGUUGACAAUAGUGGAGAAGGAAUCAAUUUUUCAUGCUCAUUCUUUGCUGGAUUGGGAUGUAGACAUAAUAGGGCGGUUCUAUAGAAAUACACCAUUUUGUUACAUAGUAUGUGACCCUAAAGCUAUUUUUAAUAAAAGCCAUAGUCAAACUUGAACAACUUACUGUAUUUUUAGAUCCCUGAUUAGUCAUACCAUACUAUGAAGCUGAAGUUGGUUUAAUAACUGAACGGGAAAGUAGUGUAUAGAUUCUAGUGUAAGUUAUACCAAAAGUUGUGCAUUAAUGUUUCCUAUUUGUGUGACUUCACAGUGAACUAACCUCAUGUUGCCACUUUAGUUGCCAUUUUCAGUCAUGUUGGGUUGCUGUUGUGCCCCAUCUUGACUUUCUCUAUAUUACCUGUGCUUUUGUUUUUUUCAUAAUCCAGAAAGAUGGUGGUAUCUGGUCAGCAUGUUCUCCACAUAAUUUUCUGUGGCUUUUUGUGUUAAAAAAGAGUAUUCUUUUUGUGGGGAAGGUAUGAGUUUUGUUCCACUGCCACAUAUUGUUGUAAACGUGAAAAGAUCAAAAGCAAAAUUGGGAUUGUAAUGCAUAACUAAUGGCUCUUCCAAUGGAGUGGAAUGGAAAAAGAUAUUGACAAAAGCCAGUUGACAUCCCUUUUAACCUCUGAGAGCCCAUCUAUUAUAGACAGGGUUGGCAUGUCACAGUAAGUUGUACUGUGGCUUCUUGAAAUUACAUGGACUCCUGGAGAGGAGCUCACAGCUGAUUUGAUUCUCCCUGCUCCUUUUUACUGCAGCUCUGCACUUAGCUAAAACUCAGUACAUAACGCUAGGGUUUUGUUUUGUUUAGUCUUGGCAUGUUGCUAGAACUCUCUAGGUAACCAUGAACUCUCACCAAGGUUUGUUCUUUGCUUACUGUUUCACAUGAAGCAGCCCAUAACAAAGGAGCAGUAGUUGAUCAACCUGCUUUUGCACACAGUCUCAACAAAAUACUGCUUGAUUUUUGCUAUUUGCCUAGUAUAUCUUCACCAGAUUCUGUAGAGAGAGGUACUCCACUUGCUUUUUUUUUUUUUAAUGAAGUGAGAUGCAAAGCUGUUGGUGAUUUGUGUAGACCUGUCCUGAAAUAUUCCCUGCUUCGCCAGUGGCAAAUGACAUUUCACAAAUGCAACUAGCAACACUUGCUGUAUCAUAGUAUAGUGAACAUCUGGUGCAGAGGCAAGUAAUAAGAAUUGAGUCCUAGUGUUGAAGCUUCCAGUUUUGGGAAAUACCUACUUCAGUAUAGAAAAUGUUUUAGAACCUUGUAAGAACUACCGUUUAUGGUCACUGAUACAAAAGCUGCUUAGGACAGUGCUAUGUGCCAUGACUCCUGUGAAAAGUGCCAGUAUUUCAUGCAGCAAAUGUAACCAGUGUGAAAGCAAUACAGUGGACGCUCGGGUUGCGAACGUGAUCUAUGCGGGAAGCACGUUUGCAACCCCCUCAGCGUUCGCAACCCGCAGCGUCAUUUAUGCGCAUGCACGGGUCGUGAUUCGGCACUUCUGCGCAUGCGCAAAGCAUGAUUUAGUGCUUCUGCGCAUGCGCAAAGCACGAUUUAGUGCUUCUGUGCAUGCACAAGCACCGAAACCCAGAAGUAACCCAUUCCGGUACUUCCGGGUACGGCGUGGUACGCAACCUGAAAUCGCACAACCCGAAGCGCCUGUAACCCAAGGUAUGACUGUGCAUCCAUAAUGUACUCAGUGCAAGACAUGCACUCUGUCUGUCACACAUGUGCACAUGCCUUGAAAGUCGGAUUAAAACAGCCUUCCCAGGUGCAUUUUGACCCCCAUACUUAACAGCAUGGGGCAUUUAUACUGUCAGCUCACAUAACAUUUGUGUUGAUGCUGCUGGCAAAAGUGUUUGGUUUUAAAACUGCAUUAUGUAAGACUAUCUAAAAGGAAAUAACAUUUCCCCUCCUAUCCAACGGUUUGCAUAUAUAUAUGUAGGGGCUUUCAUUUUUUCCUGUAAAAUGGAAUUGCACACAUCAUACUAUGGACAUUACUCUUGUUCAUAGAAGAGAAUAAGAAAAUCAUGUAAUUCAUGCCAUUCUGUGCAUUACUGCAUUAGAUUCUAAUGAUUAGAGCAACAUCCUUGUCCCAUAUUUGAAAAGCAAAACAAUACAUGGAAAACACAAGAAAAUGAGAAGUAGUCCAUAUGGCAAUGCGACAUAAGAGAGAGAUACUUGGGAAUGCUGUGUGCUUAAAUAUGUAAAGCAACCUUGGUUUUCCUAGAAAUCGUUUUGCAAUCAUAUCCAAUCUAACCUUAGUUUCAAAACAAUUGUAAGCCAUGAUGGCUUCACCUUUAAUAAGAUGGGCAGUGUCCAUGAAUUCUGGCUCAGUUUGUUGGACAGACCGGUUUUUCAGGGUUUGAACAAGUUUCUGGGUGUGCUGAACUUCCUUGCAAUUAAAUAGCUAUCCAAUGUGCUGUAGAAGAAACAGGGCAGCAGUGUAUGUUACCAAACACUUGGAGAAACACAUAUUUGCCAAGAUCAUUAUGGUAAUAUUGGGGGGUUCUUUUUCUCUCCCCACUCCACCCCCACCUCAGCCACCACGCUGAACUUACUUCUGGCCCUGGACUUGGCUGUAGCACAGAAACCAAGAAGAAGCAUUGGGUGGGGAAUGUUUAAGCAUUUUCCUUGUUUCCAUGUUAACAUUACAAGGCAACUGCAGGGUUGGGGAUUCCAUUAUUGCCUCUCAAGGUGUAGUUAUGCUCACAGUUGACUAAAUGAAAAGAUAGACUAGUUUUGUCUAAAAUAAUUUCAUUUUCUUCUGCUGGUCUGGGGAAGAAACUAUAGCUGAACAUAUCUUGGUCACUAAAUAUUUGCAGUAGAAGGAGAGAAGAUUGUUCUUUGUGGUCUCUGUGGAGUCCCAUGUAUGGGUUCUGUGCUUAUACCCAGCCAAAGUCUAGGACUUUCUAGAGCAGGGCUGGGAACUUGUGGCCGUUCAGAUGUUGUUGGACUGCAACUUGUUCCUGACCGUUGGCUAGGUUGGCUGGGGCUAAUGGGAGUUGGAGUCCAACAUCAUCUGGAGGGCUACAGGUUCCUCAUCCUUGCUCUAGGGCUAGAUGAUUAAUAUUUUUGGUGGGAGGCCUGCACUCUGGGCAUAUUCUCAGGAGGACCAUGACCCUUGCAUUCCCAUUCAAUUCCUCCAUGGCUGCAGCAGAUUAAACUUUCUUUUUUCCCCCCAGGAGGAACGUUAAAAUCUAGAUUCCUUUCUCUUUUCUCUUGUUCAGUCUACAAUGAGUUUCAUUUUGUUUCUUUUGGUGAUUCCCUGUGCUUGUUCGUGUUUCCGUUAGUGUUGACAGGAGUCUUAUGAUACAGUGAUCUCUCUCUCAAUGAAUAUUUUAUUGAUAGAAUGCUCUAUUUGUAGCAGUAGUUCCUUCAUUUGGACACUACUGCUGCCACCUUUGCAUUAAUGAGUGGCACAUUGUGACACCUUCCCUCUUUGUCAAAAGUUCACAAGGCAGACACACAGACAGGUCUGUCUUGGCUUUCUAUGACCUUCUGGUAGCCGAUUCUUGUGAUGAAUUCUGAGGCUCAAGUUAUCAGGGCUCCACUGUGACAUAACUCUGCUGCAUCUCAAUCCUUUCACUCUUGCCACUGACAGCGGGUGGUGCUGUGGGUUAAACCAUAGAGCCUAGGGCUUGCUGAUCAGAAGGUUGGCGGUUCGAAUCCCCAUGACGGGGUGAGCUCCCGUUGCUCGGUUCCUGCUCCUGCCAACCUAGCAGUUCGAAAGCAUGUCAAAGUGCAAGUAGAUAAAUAGGUACUGCUCCAGCGGGAAGGUAAACGCCGUUUCCGUGCGCUGCUCUGGUUCGCCAGAAGGGGCUUAGUCAUACUGGCCACAUGACCCGGAAGCUGUAUGCUGGCUCCCUUGGCCAAUAAAGCGAGAUGAGCGCCGCAACCCCAGAGUUGUCCGCGACUGGACCUAAUGGUCAGGGGGUACCUUUACCUUUACUGACAGCUGAAUCUGCCUUGGUGGAUUGUUGCAAGUGCUGUGGUGGUUUCCUCUAGUGAAAUUAAGACACUGUCCAGUGUGGCAGUUGGCAUACCCUCUACAACAAGUGUGCCUCUGGUCUUACUUAGUGCUGACUGGUUUGGUAUCAACAUUUCUCCCAAACCUUGUUGUGGAGACAGUUGCUCUGAUGCUUUGACUUGACUCAUCAGGUGUGGAAGUCCAAGUGCAUACCUUGGUAAAGAUAUCGGCCUAGGAAUUCACCUUGGAGGAACUUUCCCCAUUGCUGGACAAGUACAUUGACACAAGUACAUUGGAAUGAAUGGCCAAUGAUAAGUUGUCAUAUUUGUCACUGAAAGCAUUACUGAAAAAUAAAAGAAGAAGGGCAAGGGAAGUAGGGGAUUAUCUCAGAACCAGCAUCUCUAGAGAUGGUUUCUACUCAGUCUUCUGCUGUGUUCAGGCUAUUACUAUCUCAGAUCUUAAAGAAGCUCCAGUACAUGUCUCCACUGAGGGUGAAGUUCAGGAUCAAACCCUUUCUGAAUGGAGGAUUCACUCACUUUGACAGUUCCACCAUCAUUCCUGGUUCUGUGAUUACUACUCUCUGCAGCAUAGCUGUUCCCAAAGGGUUUUUGUCCUUCCCCCAAAUGAGGAAGUCCUCACAUGCUUCCUGGUCUUGCUUCUAGUACAGAUUGCUGCCACUUUGACCCCUGGUUGUCCCUGGGAUCCUAUUGUCAGGAAACAUUCUCAUUAUUCGUACUGUGAUCUCUGUUGUCCUUCAGUACCAUAGAAAAUUUUUGGAGCGAUAGUGUAUACUAUGGAUUAUGAACUAUGCCAUUACGUGUCCACUUUUAACUGGGGACUACUUUCCACAUUGAUCACAUGACCUUCAAAGUUACUCUCACCUCAUUUGAGGCAUUGGGAGUGAUGCUGGCAAACAUUUGAUAUGAAGGGUUUGGGCGAAGGAAUCUGGUCAAGGAUAUCUUGCUGAUCUAUUCUAACACUAUUGGCCUUUUAGAUGAAGGUUCUUUCCUAUAGGAAUAGGAACUUUACUAGUGCUUUUAGCACUUUACUAGUGCUAUCUGUAUUACCAAACAAUGUUCUUGCCUUCCUCCAUGUUAUGGAUGGGAGUGGGACUAACUGUUGGGAGGUUGCAGGGCUGAAAAUUUAAUUGUAGGAGUUCUGGGUAUGAGCACUGGGGAACGUGGACACAUCUAAAGAAGGAAAAAGGAAUAAAAGUAAAACAGUUUAAAUAACUGACCGGAUAAUAAAAAUGUUCUGAGUAGAUAAAUAUAUUAGAAGCUGGUUUGUAGUGAUGUUAUAGGCACCAUUUACUCCAUCACUUUGCAUUAGCAUCUUUACCGCAACUCCAGCAACCCUAAUCUCUCCCCGCUGCAUGCAAGCAGUAUAGGCUACUUUGUUUCAGUAGAGCUGAAGAGGAAUUCCUCCACUAGUCCUUGCUAGACGAGUAUUAUCUUUGCUGGGUCUAAAACAGGCUCCAUGAUUUUACAAUAUGUUCUAGUGUCCCUGAAACAUUGUGAAGCUGAGCUGCUAAUGGCCCUGCUUUGUGAAUGUUGUGGUGAUUGGCAAAAUAAAGUGCUAAGUUGUGAUUUUCCUUUCUCACUGAAUGUUAACUGAGUUAUCAGCAGUAUGUGUAAAGAAUCCAAGACAACAAUAUUCUUUAAAUGUUUGUUUUGUUGUAGAUCUUUCAUUCUGUAGCUACUCUUCUAAAGAUAUUACUAUUUUAUUUUGGACAUAUUUCACAACAUUUAUAUACUGUUUGAAUGUAAACCUCAAAAUGGUUUACAUAUAAACUUGCUGGGCUCUCUUGUAUAGGUAAUCCUUCACUGUGGUUGCAGUGAUCUGGAUGCAGUAUUUAUGUCUCUCAGCACCUAUAAUGUACCUUUUAGUGCAGUAUCUGAUUUGAAUUAGUAUUCAAACUUGUUAAUAAUGCAAGACUUCUGUUCCAAUUUUUGGUUCCGUUGUUUUUGCUUGUGAAUUACCACUUGAUCAUUGAUCUUCAUGUGGAAAUGUGAGGAACUGAGACAUAAGUCCUGCCUACAGUGGGAGAGAAAUUAAUCUUUCAUAAUUAUGGAGCGCAGUAGCAUUACUGCUGUCACUCGACUGUUCAGCACACUAUCUGUUCUUGUAAGUACCACAAUGGGUGAUGUGAUUAAAAUACAGCUUAAUUCCCAGAGUAUAUAACCUCAUAAAUUAGUGUUGCUAAGGAGGGGCAAUAAUAUUAUAAAACCAGAUGAGAGUAUUGGCUUUAUGCAAUGGAAUUAAAACAAUUUCCCCACUGUAUUCGUAGUUGCUGUUGUUAUUUAUUGAGUUUAUAUACUGCCCGAUACCUGGAGGUCUCAGGGUGGUUUAUUAUUGAGAAGUAGCAGGCAGAAUUAGCAUAAGAGCAACAAAGCAAAGUUUUACUUAAAUUCAAUUUAAUUUGAGAUGUUCUAGUUCUGUCUUUUUUUAAACUAAAAAAUGUUAAACUUCGUAAUAAGACCAUUUCCCCCACACGUCCACAACCUGGGCAAAUUAGCACUGAGCAAGUCAUUAAUAGCUUUUAGAUAAGGAUUAGACAAGAUCAUGGCCAACCAGAUACCUGUGAGGAAACCCACAAGCAGGAGACCCCCAAGGCCUGCAGAAAACUCUCCUACUAGAUGCAGAGGUUUAGCAUGCUCCAUUGCUGAUAAAGAUUCAGAUCCUGGAUAUGUGACUACUAGGUGCAAACAUGGGGUUGUUAAUAAAUAGUUAUCCUUUAUUAGGCAUAGCAAACCACACAUUAUCAAACAGACACCGUAUACAAAUUGUGCAAAAUACGAGCUCAACAUAACAAGGUUUGUCCCGGUCAAUCUUUAACUCCAGAGAAAAUCAAUUUGCAUAAAUAAUACAGUAUACAGCACUACCUCCCCUACUUUAAAGACAUCUCCGCUCCUUAGGAAUGUUGAGCAAAGAGCAACGAUAAACACAACCCCAAUUAACUCCAUAGUAGAGGAAAUUGAAGAAAAAACAAACAGUAUUCAAGAUUUGAUGCGUGACCUGAACAAGCCUAGGGCAAACCCCCAUGAACCUGCUAACGUGAGCAACAGGAAUACAAACAAUGAUAGGUCUGGGAAAGAGGAGAUACUGGCCUUUCUACAGGAGGAAUCCCCGGUAAGAGACUCACCCAACCAAGAAAGGUGUUUGCAGACCAAGGGACUGGAUCCAACUAUACGCCGAAUCAAUAUGUAUGAUACUAUAGAUAAUCCAUCUACACCUCUCCAUAGAACAGACUUUGCCCACAGUUAUGGAGGAGGAGCAAGCAUGAUCAGAAACUACACAAAUGUAGUUUGAACUCAAUCAGAAGAUGCACAUUGGGAAGCUGGUCACUCCGAGCGCUGAGCUGCGAUUGCCCCCAGACGAGGACCAACCAGAAACCUUCCCGAUAGAUAACAUGGGGUUGUUUCAAUACCUCAUUUUCAAGUGAUGGCAUCCAGCAUAGUUCCCCUGAUCUAAUUACUCUUUUGUUUAUAUUCCUCCAAGAAAAUAUGUUGAUAGAACCUCAUUGGAAAGCCAGAUAGUGUAGUUCUAUUUGUUUGUGCCCUCACUGUUUGUUUGUGCUUCUUGGCUUCUUCAGUGGAGCAGCCAACAUUGUUGAGCUUCUGUUAAAGUUUUAGGGGCAGGCUUUGGUUUGGAGGGCGAUGGAACCUCAGUUUAUUGAGUACUUUCAACGCUUUUCUAUAAUUUUUGCCCCCCUUGGCUACGUCCAUGAUCACACAUCAUUUAAUUACAAUAAUAGGAUACAUACAAUGGAAGACACUUUAUUAUAGAGAUUGUUUUCAGUAUUUGAAUAUUGGGAUGUUUGCUAUUUCCUUUCUUCUUAUUGUACACCCACAUAAAUGCAUAUUUCCAUAGUCUCUCCUUGCCUGUCUCUUGGUUGUGUGAUGGAGAGCUGAUUACUCUCAAAGUGGUAGUGAUUAUUUAGCCUGACAGCAAAGUAAUAUGUUGGAAGUUAGUUGGUGGUGGACUGGACAAAGUAUUAAAACUUCCAGUACUGUUGGGAAUCAUCUUUGAGGGAAAAUUAGUUCCUGUGUGGAAUGCCUUUUAACCUUUUAAUAAAAUUUAAGGUGCAUAUUUGCACAUCAACAUACUCCACAUUGUUAUUUGUCAGUAACUGAAAAACAAAUAGUUAAAAAUAAAAUUCAGUAUGAUUAAUAAUCAAUUAUUACCAAUAUAUUCUAUUAUAUAUAUGCUUUAUAGGGGUUAGUUAAAUACAUCUUCUAAUCCAAAUUAAAUAUGUGAAAUAAUAAAAAAUAUGUGGGCUUGAUUAUAAAUAGAAUAACUACUUUCCUAUAUCAUGAAUAAAUGCAACCUAUUCCCUUCUGUGAGAUUUCUAAUUCUUUCUUUAGGAUGGUUACCAAGUUCCAGCAGUAUAACAUCUGUAAACCUUUCACUAGCUUUAGUGCUUAAAGUUAAUUUUAUUAUGCUUAAUUGUUUCCCAAGAUUCAUUAACAGACCCAUCUUACUAGGUCCCCAAGUGCUUUACAUGACUUUGCCUCUAUGUGGAGUGUUUUCAUGAGUGUGGUGAGGCAACAGCACAAUCUAUACUGUGGGUAUUCUCCAAGUCUUGAUUGAAAAUAGCCUUUGAGGCAGACAGUUAGAUGUGAAUUGUGCUUAAUGUAUUUUUCCAUCCGUCUAACUUGUUGGCUUUCAGAAAAACAUGGUCAGAAGCCUGCUGAAUCGGUUACUAGAACUGGAGACUCCUGGAUCACUUAAGUAUCUGGAAUUGCCAAUACCACUAAACUGAAAGCUCUUUGGGAUACAAAUUGUAAAAAAUAAAUAAAGGUGCUGUGCUCUCAGCUGACACCCAUCUUGUUUGGGAACAUAUGGAUUUGACAGCUCUUGAAAAUAUAAUUGGGGAGACCUCACAUGUCCUUAACUGCCCAGUUGAUUUCUUGCAUAUCAAACUUGGGUCAGAAGCUUCCCUAAUUUGUUUUCGAAUGUUGCCAACAGGACUGACAGAACCAUCUGCCUUCCGUUUAAUUAAUUAAUUAAAUUUGUAUACCGCCCUAUAUCUUUAGAUCUCAGGGCGGCUCACAACAUGAAAUUGUUCAUGGCACAACACUCCUGAUAACAUACUUGUAGGGUCAGAUAAUAUCUGUUAGGAAAGUCAGUGAGUGCUCUGAGAUGUGAUUGAUCCACUGUUGCCCCUCUGUAAUUACAUCUGGCAGGAGCUUGUUUUUCCAGAUUUGUGGGGAUGAUUUGGCACUGGUCGCCUCCAGACUGUAUUUUGUGGGAGAUUCUGUCACAUACCAGAUUUGCUCAGUUAAAGUAGACUAAAGUGCACUAGCACAACAAACCCACUUUAAAGAAAACUGAACUUUUUGUGAUAAGGAGAGUGACAGAAAAAGGAUAAUGAUCAAUUAAUGAGAAGUCAUAUUACCACCGCACAAACAAAUCAGGGUGAAGUCUCAUCAUAUACUGAAUUCCAUAUAGCCUCCACGCAAACAAAUCAGAAUGAAUAUCCAAUAAGUUGCAGAUACUAUAUAACAGGUCUAGGCAAACUCCGGCUCUCCAGAUGUUUGGGACUACAAUUCCCAUCAUCCCUAGCUAACAGGACCAGUGGUCAGGGAUGAUGAGAAUUGUAGUCCUAAACAUCUGGAGGGCCAGAGUUUGCCUAUGCCAGCUAUAUAACCUUUCUGUGCAAGUUUUGUGCAAACAAAUCAGGAUAAAUUUUCAAUAAACAGGUCAUAUGGAAAUGACCAUUGUUACCUAUAAGUAAUAGAUUAGCAUCCUAAUUUAUUAUUGGAAAUUUUUGAUUGAAGCGUAGUGCAGAAAUAUUUUGAGUAAAUGAUACAAGAACUCAGUUUUCUUGUACUGACAUAUUUAAUUUUUGAAUUUAUGAAGGGUAGAUUAGUAAAAAUAUGGGAGGAAAAGAAACAGCCCUUUUAAAUUGAAGUAUUACAUUCCAAGUGUUUAACUUGAACGUUUUGAUAGACAAGCAAUUCUCAGUUUGUCUGAAGGCAACUAGCCAUUAUAGCAAAGGCUAAGAUCCCAGAUUAUUUGGACUGUAAAGUGGUGAUGGACAUUGAGUGUGAAAAUAUUGUUGAAUAACAUGGGUAUUGUUUCUGACAUCACAGGAGACACACAUUGCUAAUGCUGCUUAUGAAUGUGUCUAAGUUAUUGUGCAAUUAAUAAACAUCCAUUUUAUCUGUAUUCUUCUUUCUUGCUCCAUUUCUUUCACCGAAAGCUCUUUCUUAGUUUGCCUGUGCUGCUGAUUCUUAAUUUUAACUCGGUCAGUAGUUUGACACUUCUCAGCAUCGCUAAACAUAUCUCUGAACCAGAUAUGGUUUCGAAUCAUGGAAGUGCAUUGACAUUGCCCCUUCUGUGUCUUUAUUGAAGGAGCAGUUUGUACACAAAUAGUUCUUAGCAGCCUCUCCCUUCUUCAGACUAGUUACUAAUUACAGCCAUGUUUCCGUAGCUAAGAAGGGUAAUUUAACCCCCUAGCAUCUAAUGAUCAGUUUCUCACUCAGUUCUGCUUUCAUAGCUGAUGCAGUUUCUUUGCUUACCUCUUUCUUUUAUUGCUGUUUGUGCAUAGCAUAUUACAGGAUGCAGUUUUUGGUAACCUUGCUCUGUGCCUUGAAAGUAAAAUAAUUUCAGUAAUCUGCAAGGAAGUCUGGCACAUAUCUGGCCCUGGCCAUACAAGCUGACUCUGAUUCACAUGCUUUGUUUUGGGAAGUUUCCACCCUUGCUGAAACUUGUUUGUGCCUCUUCUACCUCACUGUGUGGAGAAAGUGAUGGCUGAAUUGCUGUCCGACCUAGAGAUAUGAAGACUUGGUGGAAAACAAGGGAGGAAUGGUUUUCUCUGCUCCUCCACCAACGGGCCAGGAAUAGUACUAAUGUAGAAAACAACAUUCUGAAAGAGAUGCUGGUUGAAAUAAUUUGGAAAUAAGUGGUUUGGAAUUACGGGUUGUUUCCAAAGGUUUCUUUCCUUCAGAGAGAGAGAAUAAGCUGCAAAUCUCCUUUGGGAGAAAGGGUAGGAAAGAAAUUAAGGGUUGAACCCAACUUAAGUCAUGCUCAUAGCAGAUCCAUUGAAAUCAUUACAAACGGCUAACUUAGGUCCAUUGAUUUUAAUGGGUCUAUUCUGAAUUUGACAUAGUUGGUUUCCACCACAAAUAAAUAAAAUAUUUUUUGGACCCAAAAUUCAAAGAUAGCAAAUAACAUUGCUACUGUGUGACCAAAGUAGGAAACAUAUGCUUUGUUAAAUUAGUAUACUGAUACUUGCAUAUUGCGGUAAGCCAUAGUUUGAAACAAACUAGGACUUACUAUGAAUGAGCAACGUGCUGGUACACGUUGCUUAAGUCACACACCCUUGUCCCUCCUCCUUUCUUUACCAACCCAGAAAGAAAGAAACUGUGUUGCAUGCGGAUCAUGUGAUCGGCUUAGUGCUACAUGUGAAUCAGGACUGUUGGUUUGUUUCCACACAAACCACAAGAGAAAUUCAAGGCUUGUGUGUUUAUUUUAUGCAGCGGCGUAGCGUGGGUUGUCAGCACCCGGGGCAAGGCAAGUAAUUUGCGCCCCCUAACCCCUAACCUGCCGCCGCUGCAAGCUUCUUCUUGCUGCUGCCUGGUCUGGUCUGGUGUGGUUCUCUCCCGCGCUCAGCGCUGCGCUGGGCGGCCGCUGCACUGUCCCUCCCCCAGAUAGUCCCUCGCUCUCUCUCCGCACCGCACGCCUGGCACCCACCCCCUCCAUAGUGGGCGGCAACCCAGCGGCUCGGAUCGGAUUCGCACAGCCAGCACUGCAGUGAGAGAGAGUGAGUGAGCCAGGUAGGGGCAGAGAGCUGCAAGUGCGAGCGCGCCCCCCCCAGAUGUUGCGCCCGGUGCGGCCGGCCCCCCCUGCACCCCCCACGCUACGCCACUGAUUCUAUGGCUUUCCAUUAUGGUUGAAAAUGAUCAUUAUCUCUCCAGCAUCCCAGUUUGUCUGCAGAAAAAUGGGGGUUAAUAUUGGAUCUCCAGGGACAUGCAUCCAAGUGAAGUUGUUCCUUUGUCCUUGUCAUAAAGGGAAAGUGUAUGGUUAAACCUCAUACCCAGUUGUCACUUCUCUUUGAAAUAAAACAUCGCAACAACUCUAUGAGCUGAGGUACUGCAUCACGUUGUACUUCUCCGACAUGCAUAUUAAUAUCUAAGUUGUAAAAUACCAUUUAGAAAAUAUUCUAGUAUCUUCCCACUGACCUUUGAUUUGGUACAGAAAAGAAUAAACAUCACAAGCCUUGUAGAUGUCAAUUCUUAUAUCAAAAUAAUUGCUUGUGGAAGUAAUGGUGCAGGUUUUUUUUGAAAAGUUUCAAUCUUGCUUGCCAUCACACAGCCAAUAUAUUCCACCAGUUUAUCCAUUGCCGCUGUUCCCAGUCUUUAAACAGAAUUCUCUCAAUACUGAAGGAUUAGGAUCUUUCCAGUUCAUAGUGAUGGAUAACUUAGCAGCUACUAUUAAAUUCAAAACUAAUGCUGUUCCUGAAGUUCAGAAUAUUUCAGAUAUCUCAAUAUUUAACAGGUUGCAAGGCAAGCUGUUACUUGACUCCCAGUUUCAUUUGUGUAAAACUUGAGCAUGUGACCCUAGGGAAAGCAUUUUUGAAAACACACUGUGGUCUGCAAUAGUUAUUGUCCUUUCUCUUUUCCCCGGGGAACCAACAAUUGCAACUGGAUUCUUGAGCACGAUAGCUCAUCUUGUUUGCUUUCUAAUCAAUGUGACCUGGAAAAGCAGCAUUUCUAGCACACAUAUUUUUUCAUGAUACUUUUUGGCUGCUUUCACAGAUCUGCACUGAUAUUGGAAGAUUUUGAAGGUUAGCUCUAGUAUAUACUCCUAGUGAUGCAGUUGGUAAGGCAGGGCUUGGUUGGCCAGCCUUCUAUUUUCUAGUUUACAGCAGUGUCUGCAGCCUGGCUAGCUUUUCAGACACCUUUUAACUGAAUAACUUUCUAAAGAAAUGCCUGAAGCAGCUAAUAUUAUAGUGAUAUUCUGUUAUAUCUUACUCCAAUAAGACCCAUGUAUCUUAAAUAGAACCCAGUAAGGCAGACAUGUAUGUACAAAAUAUUUUUUUAAUGUGAUCCCAUUGAUAUCCCAAGAUGAAAUUGUGCAGGUAGCUCUUAGAAAUGUUAAAUAAUCAAUACAAAUCAUUGAAAAAUUGUAAUCAUAUUAAUUUUUAAAUCCCUUGAAAAAAAUUUAAAUUUUUAAAAUUACCGUAUUUUUCGCACCAUAGGACGCACCGGACAAUAGGACGCACCUUAUUUUAGAGGGGGGAGAACAAGAAAAAAAAAAUCUCCCCCUCUCUGCCCAGUGCCCCGUCAGCGAAGCAGCAGGAGGCGCUGCGCAGAGAGGGGGAGAAUUUCCCCCCUCUUGUUUUCCCCCUCUAAAACAAGGUGCCGUUUAAGGUGCGUUCAGUCGCCUUCAGGCGGCUACCUUGGAAGCCUGGAGAGCGAGAGGGGUCGGUGUGCACCGACCCCUCUCACUCUCCAGGCCUCAGGUUCCUUUCGACCUGCUCUUUGGGGCUGGUGGGGGGAAGCCCAUCACCAGCCCCAAAGAGCAGGUCGGGGAGCAGUGGAAAGGCGUGCAGCGGAGAGGCUGCUGCCAUAGUCGCGCGUCACCUCUCCAGCUGGGAGAGGGUCACGGGGCUAUGGCUUCUUUAGCCCUGCGCGCGCUCUCCCAGCUGGAGAGGUGGCGCGCGGCUAUAGAGGCUGCUGCAAUAGCCGCGCGUCACCUCUCCAGCCGGCAGAGGAUCGCGGGGCCUAACUACUGUUCAGUUCAAAAUUGCCCACUCCAAGCUGCUUUUUCCCCCAGAGGAGUGGGGAAGGGAAACUAUGGGGACUAUUUCCCUUUUUGUCCUCUGCCUGAAAAAAGUAGUUCGGGAGAGGUGAUUUCAAACUAAAAAAGGACAAGUGUUAAGCAGCACACCUUUCAUGUGCUCAGACUGGUAGGCUCCUUUAGUUUUAAAAGCAAACAAACCAUGGAGGAAAGAAUCUGAACUUGGCAUACCAUGUUGCUUGAGCCUUGGCUACAUCAUGACAGAAUAAUGCUGUUUGCUUUUGUACAUGUGUCAAAGGUGCUUCAUUAGUAAGUUCUGUUGUUUCUUUCAUCUAUUCUCCAUUGUUGUUAUUUUAAACUGGAGUAAUUUUUUAAUUGCUGUGAAGGAAGCCUUAAUUUAAAUGUGUCAUUCACCUACAUUUAAGCAAAAUCAAAAUUUUGCAAAGUCAAAGAAUAAUACAUGUGUGAAAAGAAAUGACAUUCUAUUUUAGGGUAACUUAUGCCUAAUUAAUGCCCUUCCACCGCAUGGAUAUUUAUGAUUUGCUGGAGGCUCUAGGUGUCCAACAGAACUAUGAGAUGGAAGAAGGGUGUUAAAGCUUUUAAAUGGCCCCAGGGUCUUGUCCAGGAGCUGUCAAGACUCUUUGGUGUGGUGUGACUCUGAACUCAGGCUUCUGGUUUAGCAAUGGCAUACAGAUAGCAUAGAAUAAAUAAUCAUGGUAGGCACCUUGAGUACACUGAAAGGACAGUAAGCUUCUUGUAACAGAUAUGUUAGAAGUAACAGAUGUGCAGCUUGUUUUGCUUUUAGGACAAUGAGCCAUUAUGUGUUUUAUAUAUGUAAACCACCAUGUGAUCUUUGGAUGAAGGGCAGUACAGAAAUUUAAUAAAUAAAAUAAUAAUAAUAAUACAGUGGUAACUCGGGUUACAUACGCUUCAGGUUACAGACUCCGCUAAUCCAGAAAUAGUACCUCAGGUUAAGAACUUUGCUUCAGGAUGAGAACAGAAAUCGUGCUCCGGUGGCACGGCGGCAUCGGGAGGCCCCAUUAGCUAAAGUGGUGCUUCAGGUUAAGAACAGCUUCAGGUUAAGAAUGGACCUCCGGAAUGAAUUAAGUACUUAACCCGAGGUACCACUGUAAUAGAAGAGUAACCAAAGUGAUCAAAAGCUCCUGGUGGUAACAUACUCAGGGAUUUCCAAGAAUUACAUGGACUGGUUUGAGGAAGUCUCUACAAAUCCAUGAGGCUAGUGCUGCUUCCAGUUUCUCUUCUACACUGAUAGCUACACCUUCAUGGGUUACAGAGACUAAAACUAUAUACAGUACUAUAUUCUGCACCUCUUCCUUAUUGCUUGACAUGUCAGCUUGAGGGAUUUUAUUAUGAACAGGAUUGUGGGAGGAGUCCCUGCAUGAACUCUCUUCCCCAGUUCUAUGGAGUCAGCAAAAAUCCAGUGAUAUCCUGAGUAAAAGGACUGAAGAUCCAUAUGGCAAUAUAUUAAAUGCCAGCAAGACAUAUCUAGGAGAGCUUAUUUUGGGUCAUUUCCUUAUGAGAAUUUCAUCCACUCAAACCCUUGCAUAGGAAAUUAAAUCUAAACCAUAGUAGUACAGAGACGCUGUUGGAUCAGCUUCUGGGUUGUAUGCUGUGUUCCCUGAAGCUCAGUAAGCUAUUAUUUUUCACAUAGGGCACAUAUGAGGCAAUGUGAUUAUAAAGAUCCUAAAUUUGUGUCCAGGAACUGCUUGUUACCAUGAUUAGAGUGAAGGGGAAAUUGGGAGAGACUGUUUCCUUUCUGGCACUGGAUGGAAGACUAGAGGACUGAAUUAUAUUUCUAAUUGCUUUUACAGCGUGUCUUCAAUGAUCUCAGUGGCUCAGUGACUCUAUCCUGGAUUGGUGACAACACUGGGGUAAGUAAUACAGAUAGGUUGAAUGGAUUUUUAAAUAUUAAUUUCGAAAGGAACAAAAGCACAACACGUGAAAUAAUAAUUCCUCCAAGUGCAUGACUCAGUACUCUCAAUAAUGGAUAGUUUUACUUUAAUCUUCCCACAUGGAAAAGUAGGGUUGUUCCUGUUUGAUGGGUCAUGAAUAAUGAUCCUCUUCAGAUGUAGGUGUUGCAAGCCAUUUGGGUUCUUCUUUUAGCUAUUACCUUCCUACUCAUGGCCAAGGAAGAAGGGACACAGUGUAGGUGUUGUGUAUAUUGGGUGACUCACUCUGGAUUUGGUAAGAAGUGUCUAACUGCCCAUCCAGACUUGAGGUGAGAAUUGCUUCAAUACUGAAGUCUUGCAGAGGAGGAGGAAGUACUCACCGCCUCUUUCUUCACAUCCGGCACAGAAAAAUGCAUCUCUCUUUGAAAGUGUAAGCAACAACCAAUGUUCCAGGCAUACUGAAGAAUUGCACUAUAUAGAUAUUGUUGGUUUCUGCUUCCCAUUUCUCCCUCUGCUGCAUCCUGUUGCAUGACUGAUACCAGGUGUCAGUUGAGGGAGAAGGAAGCCUAAUAGAACUAAUAUCUCAGCUGAACUGCCAGAGUGGUCCAGCUGUCCAUCUCUUAAGACUCACCCCUGCCUCCAUUUUUUUUUAAAGUAAACUAUUUAUCAGCAAACUUCCUCUUUUGGUUAGAGUUUAGCUGUUUCUGCUUCUUGCCUAAUGGCUAACAGUGCAAUGCCAGUCAUGGCUACUCAGAAGUAUUUCCUAUUGAAUUCAUUGGGGCUUACUUCCAGGUAAGUGGGGUUUGGAUGACAGCCUUAGAGAAACAUGAUAAGAGCAAGAUAAAAUUGGAUUCGGAAUCCAAUUUUAUGACAGUGUGUGAUAAUUCCAAAAUGCAAUAUGAUGUGCCCUAACUUACCAGGUUUACCAGGCUGCAGAUAUACAAAGGGAUUAUGGUACAAUUUUGGGCUACAGUAACGUCUUUUAUUUUAUAUUGUUCUGUAGUCAGAGAGAUUAGCUAUUAACUAAGAAACCUGUGUCAGGCCAAUUAUGUGUACCAGGGAUUAAGCGAGUUUUUCUCUCUUAGGGAAAAAACACCUUGACACUUCAAGCUAGGAUGUCAAAGCACGGGUGACUUUGUUAAGAAGUAGCUUUUCUAAAAUGUCAUCAAACAGAAUAAAAGAAGUUGCAAAGAUAAGACAUAGCAUUAAAAAAAAUAAAUGCAAAAUGAAUUCUAGUGAAUGUUGGUGUAUUCAGCUGACCUUUAUAAAUCCUUCCACACAAGUUUAUAAUGUUUCUGAAACAUUUUUUAAAAAUGUGUUGUGAUUUGUACUUGUGAUGAAAUAUGCAUGACAGCAACCCAACAUGCCAAAAUAAACCCAAUUAAAAUCGUAAACUUGUGUUAGCUCAGCGAUGUACCCCAAAUAUGUGAAUUUGUCCUUAUUGGGAUGUGAUAGUUACCUGGCUUCUAGACAGUGUGCGUGCUGGCUGUUGUUCUCAGACUAUUGUUGCUAACAGGUUUCUCUCUUUCCAGGUUAUUCUUGUGUUGACCACAUUUCAGAUACCUCUGGUAAUCAUGAGUUUCGGGCAGUCUAAGCUCUACAGAAGGUGAGAGCAUUGUGUUGUGAAAGUCUAUGAACUGAAAUGCACAUUGUAAUGAAGCCAAGAGUUUGCUGCCCAUUCUUAUAUAUGAGGAUUUGUGAGCAGCCUCACAUUGCCUAUGUACAGUGGUUAGGGACAGGGCUUCUAAACUAGUGACAGGUCACCCUCUUUACAAAGCCAGUGAUGAACAGCAGGUUGAAUAAAUGGGCAGUGUUGCAUCCUGAGGUCUGUCCUGUCUUGGGAGAGUCCAACUUUCUGACAUGUAAAGAGGCACAAGCUGACCAAAAGCCCAGGAGCAAUCAUGGAGGGAUUUGCUGGUUUAAUAAUAAGUCAUAUACUAAGUGGUGUAUUCUUUGUCAGAGGCAGUUAUCUCUGCCUUUUAAGCAAUGGAUAUGCUACUUUAUUAUCUAGCUUGCCUUAAGGGACUGUAAAUAAGCCAUCCCCCUUCUGCCUGCCUGUUGGAAAUCCUACAGGAGUAAGCUCCUUACUGACUGCUGCUACUGGUGUCAAGAAGCUUGAGAGGGUUUGAAAAGCUCACCUCUCUUAUAUUUCCCCAUGCUUCCUGUUGGGAUAGAGCUUGUGUGAACCACAGUCCAAACUGCACUUUCUUUAGGUGUGGUUCCUUGCCAGACAGAAGCCAGACAGAUCUUUCCUUCCUUGUUUCUUUGGUGCGGCUGAGCUUCUCUUUUUUAGCAGCUGGAGAAAAUCAGUUGCACCACAAACAGCAAGUCUUAAGAUCAAUUCCCUUUGGCUAGGAGUAGCAUCUGCUGAGAGUGGUGUGCAGUGGUGGCACCCUUUUUCCCAGGAGCAUUGGGAAAGGUAAAGGGCAGCUGAGAAGUUCAGGCACUCACCAAAUUUUGCUGCCCAUUUCGACAGCUGGAAUAGGCUUACAAGUGACCAUGCUUAAGAAUGGCUCACAUAUACAAAGUGUGACAAAUUUAAAAUGCCUGAGAAAGAGAACUGGGAAAGACUCUAGCCUUUGUUAUUAGUUUAGAAAAAGUUUAGGCACUCUUUGCCAUGUGCAGGUCUCUAACUCGAGGCUUCUGAAAGUGUAGGGAUAGCAUGGCUGGGUAGAGUUAGUCUUGCAAGAGGCCAAGACUUCUUAUGGGAGUCUUGGCUAGUUACAUGUGGAACUUGUAGGGUUAGUUUGUACAUUAUGGCUACUAUAUAGAGCAAGGAGCUUCACACUGAACAAGUCCCUCCCUUGGAAUAUUUACCUGGCCCUGCCUUUGUUUUCUUGUAGAUGCCAGGCGAAGUCCAUCCUGCCCUCUUGGGUGUUCCCCAGCACAUGAUUACUUUCACUAGUGUUUCCUCCUUUUAGACUGAAUGCUGUUUUGUGGAUUUUUAGUAACUGGCUGUCGAUAAACAAGCAACUUUCUUUGCUGAGGGGCUUCCCUUUAAUAAAUGAUCAUCCUUGCACCUCCAUUGAUUCCCUGGCUUUGAAGCUGGAAGUGCUUGACGUCACUACCUCAGACGCGUUCCUGUUUAACUCUCUUACAAGUUGCCAAAGAGCUGUAAGCAUGGGCAGUUAGCUCUGGGGAGAUGGUCUACAAACCAAAGUUCAAGGAGGAAGUGCAGGUGUCCAUUUUGAGGAGUUGUAUUAAAACAUUCAAUAUAAAGUGAGUAGGGAAAGUAAUAGGUUACCUUAAAAAAACAGAGCAUAAGCAGCAAUGUUCUAGCUAAUUAAAGACUGAAUACCUUUUUCCAUCUUCAGCUAGUACGCUAGGUAUGGCUGUUCUGGGACAGGGAUAACUUGGCCACAGUUGUGCAUGAUUUGGUAACCCCUGGACUGCACUAUUGCAGUGCACUGCAUGUGGGCCUAUCCCAGAGGUUGGUUUGGAAAUUGCAGCUAGUACAGCCCAGCUUUUGGGCAGAACAGCUCUGCAUCAGCAUAUUACAACAGUGCUGAAAGCCCUGUCCUAGCCACCAGUACAUUUUUCAGCUAGGUACAAGAUACUGUUUUUUUAGUGUACAUAGCCUUAAAUGGCCUAGUACCAGGUUACUUUAAGAACUGCCUUGUACACCAGCCAGAUCACUGUGAUCAUCUGAAGAAGCUGUCCUGCCUGUUUCACAGGUAGGUAUCCUGUAUUAGUUUUUACAUGUUCAGAUGUUGCUACUAUGGUAGGGUUGUCAUACAUCUGGAAUAUCCCAGACAUACCUGGAACACUGCAGGCGGAAGCAGGGUCCAGGCAGAAAAUCCGGGGUAUGGCAACCCAUAUCAGCAUUGUUGUUUUUGCGAUUUUCCCGAAGCUCAACAAUUUUUGUGCCUAGAUUUUUACUUUAUGAAAUAUGGCAAGCCCACAGUAUGGUACUAUGGUCCUGGUGUUUGGGUGAAAAAUUCUUUAAAAAUCUCAACAACUUUGCGAGUGUCAGAAACUUUACUACAAACAUAGGCUCACCACAUUAUUGAAACAAAGGUUACGAGGGCUGUUAAGUGACCUCCACAGGGUGACCAUAAAAUGGUUUGGUUCCUUCUAUCAUUUUUUUGGUGUGUUCUAUUGUUUUAAGAGGCCUCCAGACACAAAUGGCUGCAUCUGCAAAACUAUCCUGUACUGAGGAGCUUUUACACUUACAAUGUCUUUUUUUUUUUUUUGCACUGUAGUGAAGACUAUGGGAAAACUUUCGUAGACAUUACAGAUCUCAUUAACAACACUUUCAUCCGGACAGAAUUUGGAAUGGCCAUUGGACCAGAAAAUUCGGGGAAGGUAGGAUGUGGGCUUUGUUCCUAUUUCUCCAGCUGCUUAACAAGUUUACAGUGUUGCACAAUAUAGCCUAGUUGUCCAUAUCAUAUCAUAUCUAUGGAAUACAGAUUUCUGCCACAAAAUCUCUACCUACCUACCUAUCCACCCUACUCUCCACUGACUUGCUAUAUGAACUUGAGAAAUAGCAUCCUGCUUGAUGCUUCCUGGUUGCAUGUUGGAGCCAUUACCUGCUUUUUCCAGUUUACCUGAUUGUAGAUUAAAUCAAACCGUUACAGUACCUACGCAAUCACACAGUGUUCUAGGCAUGGCUGUGUGAUUUUCACAAAGUCUCGUCCUCAGAGCAGCUCAGUUUCCUUGGCAGAACAUUCUGUAGUGUGCUGUACAAAGUUUGAUCCUAAAGCAGGUUGCAUAAGACAUAUUUCUAAUAGUCAAAUGAUUGGUGGUGGUUUAUAGGGUUUCUACUACUUUUUCUGGACUCGUUAGUUUGCUCCGAAACAGAAAUAAUGUUUACACCAACAUCAUUGGUUUUAUUCGGGUCAUCACUGUUUCCUUUGGUCUUUAUGGGUUUGGUUUAUUCCCACAUGACUUCCAGAUGGAUGUGAGAAAAAAUGUUACAUCCUUUUAGAUUGUAUUAAAAAAAUUAAUGGAGUUCAGCUAAGCACUCAUAUCCUAGUGAAGCAGUCCAUUUGCACAGCAAAUUUGCACAAGGAGCAUAAGCACAAGAAACACUAAGGGUUAGUGAGGAAUUCUGUGAGGAACACAGUUGGGAUUUUGAUUCUGGUUUCUGCCAACUUCAAAACUGCAAUGUUUCAAAUAGCUUCAGGUGACUUCUUUAUUUGUGAUAAACUAGAAGCACAGAUAUGUUGAGAAGGGACACUGAUCUUUAUUUUUCUGACUAGGUGAUACUGACGGGGGACAGACCUAGACCAUACCAUACAGGAAGAAUAUUUCGAUCAUCUGAUUUUGCUAAGAACUUCCAGUUGACAGAUAUUCCUUUCCAUCCUUCAACUCAAAUAAUUUAUCACCCUCAGAAUUCUGAUCUGUUGUUGGCCCUCAGUAUUGAGGUAAGGAUUUGGGAAGAAUAAAGCUGUUGGUUCACUUAUUCACUGGUAAUUUAGGCACUGAAUCUAGGCUCCAAGAAGCCAUUUAGGGCUCCUCCAGACAUCCUUUUUAUUAUGCAUUCAUGAUGAUUUGGACUUACGAUGGUAUUGGGGCUGUUAUCCCUGAUCCCACUUUCAAUACUGUUUAAACCUGAAAAAGUUCUAGAGUGGGUACACUGCUUCAUUUUCAGCUUAUCCCAUAAUGUCCUGUUGAAAUCCUUGUAACCUUUUAUACCACAAAUGUUUUGCUUUAGUUUUUGUCCUGCUUUUAUGAUACUGUAGUGCAAGAGUACUGCUCCAAACAGCAAUAAUGGUGUAAUACUGGGGAAGCAUUGCAGAACAACUAAUAAAGUGGAAUGAUGGAUGGCCCAGUAUCAAUCCACCACAAUUAUUGCAUCAGUGACAUGUUGCAGAAUUCACCCACAAAAAAGCUGCAGUCUGGAGAGGCUCUUAGUGUAUAUUUGAGUGGGUGGGCAGGAGGGCUUGGCUCUUGUGUGACCCCUUGUGGUAAUAAUUGGCAGCGUCAUAGUUUCUGUCUCAUCAAUACAGCAGUUGUACGGUUAUACUUACUGCUUUGCCCUAAGUGCUGUGUUACAUAAUGAAAGUGUGGGGUAUAUUUUAAAUGAAACUCAUUGCAUUGGCUGCAUGAAGCUCUUUUCUAACAGGACUAUGAGAUUCUAUAUAUAGGUGAAUCAAGCUUAUUUAAGAGAUACAGUCUGACUCAGUGGCAGAACUGAAGUACGGAAGCCUCAGCUGGUCAAGAAACUGUGUCCAGACAGUUACUGCCUUCUGUUGUGUUUCUGGCCCCAAUUCAAAGUGUUGAUAAUGAACUUUAAAGUCCUAAAUGAUUUGACACUAGGAUGUUUAAAAGAUUGUCCUCUCCCAUAUGAGCUUUCCUGUCCUUAAAAUCUUUUAUGGAGGUUCUCUUCCAUGUCUCACCAACAUCUGAGUUGUUCUUGGCUGUACACAACUGAGCCUUCUCUGUGGGCUCACCAACACUUCAGUUACUCUCUCAAUGGGAGUCACAUCUUGACCCUUCUCUGAUGGUGUUCCACUGCUGUGCAAAGAUGUGUUUUCCGGCAAAAAAUUGGUCUACCAAAUUGCUAAUCUUAUGCUCUGUGAUAUGUUAGAUAUGUUUUCUCUGCUGCCUCUUUUCUCUGCCUUACUGAUUAUUUUGCAUUUUAUUUUUUAAUAUGUUGGUUGGAUUGUAAACCACCUUGAGCAUUUUCAAUGGAAAUCUGGGCUAAAAUAUUUUUUAAUGAAUAUUUUUAGCUCAGACUUGAAAAUGCUAAGCAGAUGAUGAAUAAUCCUUUCUUAAUGUUUUCAGGGCAGCCUGUGGGUAUCUAAGACCUUUGGUGAGAAAUGGAAAGAAAUACACAAAGAUGUUUGCCUGGCCAAAUGGUGAGCAGCUGAAAAACAAACAUGUUCCCCAGGGAGAGUUAGUAGUUUAAUGUUCUCUUGAUUACACUAGAGCUGGCUGCUUGCAAAAACAGAAAGAUAACUCUCUUCGGGAUGAAAUUCUCUUGGUCCCUAAUAGCCCUUCUUGUGGUCAUGUUUGUAUUGUGUGCUUUUUUGGAAAAGUUGCUGUAAUGCCUUCUGCAUACACUGAUGUUUGCAGUACUUGAACACUUUGCAUAUGCAGGAAGAGCUCUAUAUAAAGGGGCAACUUGGUAGCUGUGUGUUAAAUUUUCCAGCUUUGGAUCAUUUUCACCUUCAGGGUACCAGGGCUGUUUGGAGAGUAGAUCCAAUAGCUUGGCAGUAGAGCACCUGCCUUCUGUAUAGAGGGUCCCAGAUUUCAUCCCUGACUUUUGCAGUUAAGUGGCUCUCUGUUGCCAGUUGUUGAAUUAGCUAACUUCUUUGCUGUCAGGAUUUUGUUCUCAGUGUUCUUCCCCUUGACUUUUUCCAGGGGCUCUGGCAUGACCAUUUUCUUCACCACAUUCCUGAAUGGCUCUUGUAGUAAGUAUUCCCAAGUACAACAAGUAAUAAUGAUACAUGAUAGUUUUUAACAACUCACCUGUGGACAGUCCAUUUCUGAAGAUGGCUUCAAGUGCUGGUUCUCACCCUUUUUAAGCAGUUUGGGAACACAAUGUGUAACGGACACCUUCUCUCACUGAGCAUGCUUAAAUAACACAGUCUUCACCAGAGGCCCUAAUCUAAGCUGGAUGGCUUUAAUCAGUUAUUUUUACUGAUUCUUCUGAUGGUGUUGCUCAAAUUUUGGGUUAUGUUGGGUUAUGUUGAGUUUUAUUUUGUAUUUGGAUACUGUGCUUUAUUAUUAUUAUGAGCCAUCCUUGGAGUUCUGCUAAACCGAAGAGCAGCUUACCUAUGUGUUAAACAAGAUCAGCACUGUGCAGGCUAGCCAGCACCUCAAAUGGACCUAGCAUGGCCCUGCUUUAAAGAAUAAGGCCUUUGAAGCUGUUUUUUUCAUUUGCUCUACAGCACUUUCACACAUUACUCACAUGAAAAGGGCACCACAUGUUGAAGCAGUUGCAGAGUCCAGCUCCUAAGGCCUACCCCCUGCAUGUUUGACCACAGAUGCCUGCAAAAGAGUAGCCUAUGCAAUUAGACUUUUUUUUGCUGCAAGUUUCCAGGCUCAUUGACAUUUCAGGGACAUUGGGGGGGGGGGUUAGGGAUGGGAAACUACAGGCUUAUGGGGCAGUGGUGUGGCCUUGCAACCCCUUCAGUGGAUGAAAUCUCUUUGCUGUGUGUAUUUCAUGAAGAGGGCUUCUCUAUCUCUCUAAUCGGGACAAUGUUCAUAUACUUCCUCUUUCACAAGAAGCUGAUCUUGGGUUACUUGAGCUGAAAAGGACCAAAGACUUUGGGAAGACAUUCAAGACUAUAGGAAGCAAAAUCUACUCCUUUGGUCUUGGAGGACGCUUCCUCUUUGCAUCUGUGAUGACAGAAAAGGUAGGAAAUUCACUGUUCUCUUUUUAUAUUUCCAUAGGCCCCAGGAGUUUAGUUUACAGUGGGUCCCACCCCUCUAUGAUAGAAAGCAAAGGAACCAGUGUUUGAAGAAUGUUGAUGUAUAUUAGUUCAUUUUUAAUGCAAGUGGCUUUUUCUAGUCUGAGGGCCAUUUUCAUCCUUGGCCAACCUUCUAGCUGUAGAAGUGGCCAGAAGUGGCUGACUGAUCAGGCAUCCAGGCCAAGGUUUAGCACCACUGAUUUUUCAGUUUAAUCAGCCCUGUCAGCAGAAACCCUGUGCAAGAACUUCUACUUGCGCAACGGAGCUUCCCUCCCUCAACUCCUGUGCCCCCCAAAAUUUGCUUGGUGGGAUGUCAGGAUAAACCCUCAAACAGUGCAGAAAUGGCAACCUGGAAUGCCUGUACAGAUGGAACGACUGGAAGAGCUUGAUGUUAAAUUCCACUCAGUGAUUUCACUCCUUGAUAACAGUUCACUAUGCAGUGAGGAAGUGCCCCUACAGCUCCCAUCCCAAUAUAUAGUAUCAGGUCGAUAAAUAAGCGAGUUAUUGAAGGGGAUUACUUAUUUAGUAUACUAUCAAGACUAUGUAGUGUGAAUUUCUGGUAUCCGUCAGGAAUAACCUCCUAUAUAAACACCAAUAGUAUGUAGGAUGUGGUAGUAAUUCAACAACACUAUCAUUGCCUUCACUAGGGCAAUACAAGACGAAUCCAUGUGUCAUUGGAUCAUGGAGAAACCUGGAACAUGGCACAACUUCCUUCAGUUGGACAAGAGCAGUUUUACUCUAUCUUGGCAGCUAAUGAUGACAUGGUAUUCAUGCAUGUAGAUGAGCCUGGAGGUGAGAGAAGGGAGUUUGGUGUGGUGUAUACUUAAAAACCGUAAAAAGUUCUGAAUUUCAACAUGCAUUUGAUGUGGGUUGCAAAACUUCGUAUGGUUCAUGAAGAGAACCAGCUCUUAAAAUGUGAAGAUGAACUGUAUAGCAUAUAGGCACCUAAGGUUAAUCCUUGAAAUAACAUAUAUGCACUCAUAAUGAUAAAGCAUUUGAAUCAUACACUUGGUGAAGAGACUGCCAGAUCAUCCCUUAGGGAAGGACAGUUGUAGUUGCGUCCACACACUUGAGACCCCGCUGUUCUCACUCUUGUUCUGUCAAGAACCCUGUGGCCCUGUUCAUUUGCUUCAUAUAGUCCCUAUUUAUUUCCUAAUCCAGUUUAUUGUAAUAGUUUUAGGCAGCUUUGAAAUUGGCAUAAGCAUAGGCCUACCAGCUUUCUAGACCUGGUAAUCUAAAAUUAAUGGUGAUGUUGAUAAUACUGAGAUGAGAGCCCCGUUCCUUAGGGACUCUCUGGAAGACCCUCACCCCCUGCAACCUAUUGUUUUUCUUGCAGAUACUGGGUAUGGGACAAUUUACACCUCUGAUGACCAAGGCAUCAUAUAUUCGAAGUCCCUAGAAAGGCAUCUCUAUACCACCACAGGGGGAGAGACGGACUUCACCAAUGUGACCUCCUUGCGAGGCAUCUACAUCACUAGUGUGCUCUCAGAGGGUCAGUACUCACUUUCUGCAUGGUGUCAUGGGGACUGAUGGAUUCUAGAUUGGCUGUAAUUGAAGAUUGAGGAAUCUGUUAGGAAAGUAGCUGAAACUUUUCAGUGAGAUGGAACUGAGGCAUUUCUUGGAGAUCCAUUUGGGAGAUCCAUAAUGCUUAUGUUUGCUAAUUUGUUUGAAAUAGCUUGUUUUGAAGCUAGGUUUUCUCAUAGGUGUUUUGAGUAAAGGAAACAAUCACGUUACUGUCUUAGUUUGCCGAGGACAAGUUCACUUGUCUUGCAGUACUGGUCUCAAUUCUGCUUUUACGAAGUUAAUAGGAAUCAACAUUGAUCUCUUCCUGUGCUUACUAUGUCUGUUAAUACCCCAUCCUGUAAAGCAGGGAUGGGGGACCUGUGCCUCUUCGUAUAGUCACUUCUUAUCAUUCCCAGCAAGCAUGGUCAAGAGACAGGGAUGAUGGGAAUUGUAGUCCAGCAACAUCUGGAGAGCCACAUGUUUCCCAUGCGUACCAGAGAGUUACUUAGUUUCAGCCCAGGUUGAAUCUCUUUAGACAGUCUGAGUGAAGUAAGGAAGCCAAACUCAUAUGUUAAACUGUGUUGUAAGGCUGACAGUUCCUAUAGAUGGGAAUCAGGAGUGUCUUAUUUGAAGCAGAAAGAUGACACAGGGGCUGGAGCUUUAAUAUCAAGCUGUGAGUACUGGAAAGGUUGUCCCUGAAAUAAUGCCUGAUGACCUGACAUUGAACUCAGCCGGUGUGCUGCAGGAGCCAACCCAAUGAGUCUCAGCAGCGCAGUGUGGGACUAGGUUUGCAGUCUUACUCAAUUUUCGAAGUGUUUGGUCCUCUUUUGCAAGAUGUAUUGUCUUUUUGAAUGCUUGGAAUGUUGCUACAUGACAUGGGAAUAAAAGAAAGCAUCCAUUUUUUUAAUUAUAGCAGGUGGCAUUCAACCUUUAGUGAAAGAAUUUCCACUUGUGCCACAGGGCUCUUCCCCCUCCCCACAUUCCCCCCCACUUCAGCACUUACUCCACACCCUCCCCAGAUAUAAUCCAGAGGGUUGGGGAAACCCAUGGAACAGAUUUAGGGGGCAUAUGGGAGGAGGAGAGGGGGAUAAUGUUCCAUUUCACAGUAAAAUCCUUGCACUGAUGGAAUGCGAGACUUAGCACUGCAUUGGGUUUUACUCAGAGAGUAAGUAUGUUGUAUAGAAUUUAUUGCACAAAUACUUAAAUUUUCUCCUCUCAAUCAGAUAAUUCCAUCCAAUCGGUGAUUACCUUUGAUCAAGGAGGAGAGUGGGUGCACUUGAGGAAACCUGAAAAUGCCAAAUGUGACUCAACCGCCAAAAAUAAGGAAAAGGUUUGUAUGUUUAUAUAUUGGAUGUAGGAUGAUAUUGUCAGGCCAAGUUAUAGUUCUAAGUUACUUGUUUGGAAGUUGGUUCUACUGAAAACUAUGCUUCCUAGUAAAUUGAGUGUAUGACUCAAGUGCAAGAUUAGGGUGUGGUGGUACAGGGUGUGCAAAAUCAUAGUUAGAGACCACAUUUAUAGGUCUUGAAAUAGCAUUAAAUGUAUUAAAGUUGCUGUAGCCUUUGUAAAUAUUCAUUAGGAAAUUGGCUUACCAAUAGUUGUAUUAUCUCAUGUUGCGUGGUUAGUGCAUCUAACUUGCAAUAAAAUUAAAAGUAAAGCAUAUUUUUAGGGAUGUUUUGCAAGAGGAGUGGAAUGCUCAACAAACUUUGUGCAGUGAGCUGGGCCCAAACUAUGCAACAGAAAACAGUUUGUAAUUCAGCCUGAUUUAAAACAACAACAACAGAAGGGAACAGGCUUACGUGUGGAAGAAGCUGCCUUGGGCCAUGUGUUAUUCAAAACACAGUUUGUCAGCUAAUAAAGCUUGGAAGCUUGGGUUCAGUUUGCCUUGGAUUUGCACCAGUAAAGGUUCUCCUUUGUGGCAAUUCUGUUGAAAUUCAAGCAUUUUAGGUUGUUUUGCUUUUAAUAAGUCCAAAUAUGUUAAUGCUUCUCCAUUUUGCCUCCUUUUCUUACUGGGGUUGUCUUGCAUUUACAGUGCAGCCUUCACAUCCAUGCAUCUUACAGCAUCUCCCAGAAGCUGAAUGUACCAAUGGCUCCUCUGUCUGAGCCCAAUGCUGUUGGAAUUGUCAUUGCUCACGGUAAUGAAUUAUCCUUAUGCACAUAUAAUACGAUGUAAGAUAAUUGGCAAAGGAUGAGGCUUUACUUGGAAUUGUCUACUGGUUUCUGUAUUUUACAGAUCUGUUUUUUUCCUUCUACCAGUAAGGGUGGGUGAACCUAGGAAUGAAUACAAGUGGUGGACCUUCAUGAGAGAACUGUAGUGUACUCAUAUCCAUUGUAUUGGCAAUGGCUUUGUGUUGCAGGAAGUGUUGGGGAUGCCAUUUCAAUAAUAAACCCAGAUGUUUACAUUUCGGAUGAUGGCGGCUACACCUGGGCACGGAUGCUUGAAGGACCCCAUCACUAUGCCAUCCUGGAUUCUGGGGGCAUCAUUGUGGCUGUUGAGCAAACGGAUCAUCCUAUCAAUGUGAUUAAGUAUGCAGGAACUUAAUUUUGUUAAUACUUCUGUGGUGGGAGGACAUGAGAAGUUCAGUGCCCACUUCCUCACUGUUACGUCACCUGGAACUAUCCCUAUAGAACAGUGUUACUCAAACUUAAGGGCCCAGCUGUUUGUUGGACUACAGCUCCCAUCAUCCCUAGCUAGUAGGACCAGUGGCCAGGGAUGCUGGGAGUUGUAGUCCAACAACAGCUGGGGACCCAAGUCUAUGAAAUACUGCUGUAGAAUGAUGUAAAGGAAGAAACUGGGUUGCUCUCAAUUUAGAAUUUUUGAAAGGAAUGAGGCUAUCCUAACCACGAAGCUGUUGCCUGAGAGGAGUGAUUUCAGAAGAACCACUAAUUUCUAUCCCUAUUGACAUUUUUAAAACAAGCUCUCGUCCAGAAUAGGCAGACAUAAAUAUGUUUGGAAUUCCAGCUAGGAUAAAAGCAACAGACAGAAGAAGUCCCCGUGCACUUCUCCAUUGCAAAUCACCUUUUCCUGGCACUCAUUUGCAAAGAAGUCAAGUCAUAUAAUUGUAGACUUGGAAGGCACACCAAAGGUCAUCUAGUCCAACCCCAUACAAUGCAGGAAUUACAGUUAAAGCAUCUCUGACAGAUGACCCUCCAGCCUCUGUUUCGAAACCUCCAAUGAAGGAGAGUCCACCACUUUCCAAGGGAAUCAUAGCUCUUAACAGCAGGAAUUUCUUCUAAAGUUUAGUCAUAAUCCCCUUUCUUGUAGUUUGAAUCCAUUGGUUCAGGUCCUAAGGCCCUCUGAAGCAGGAGAAAAAAAGCUUGUUCCCUCUUCCAUGUGACAGCCCUUCAGAUAUUCAAACAUGGCUAUCAUGCCACCCUCUCAGACUCCUCUUUUCCAAGUUAAACACACCCAACUCCCUAAACCAUUCCUCAUAAGGCUUGGUAUCCAGCCCCUUGAUCAUCUUGGUCUCCCUCCUCUGAACAGCUUGUCAAUAUCCUUCUUAAAUUGUGGUGCCCAGAAACAGACACAGUACAGCGGAACCCAAAGUUCUGAUCUGCAAAGUGGCAAGUAAGCAUGUAGUUUAGUCUAAUAUUCCUGUCACCUAUCUUGCAUCCCCAGUAUUUGAGAGUGGCUGCCUUAAGCUUCAUUAGGAUUUCUGUCAGUCUAAAUUAACCACAGUGAUAAUGCCAAACCUCCAUUCCUAAUCUUAUCUGUUUCAGGUUCUCCACAGACGAAGGGCAGUGCUGGCACAACUACGUUUUCAGUAAGGAUCCUAUGACGUUUACUGGCCUGGCAUCAGAGCCAGGAGCAAAAUCGAUGAAUGUUAGCAUCUGGGGAUUUACAGAGAGCUUCCUGUCUCGCCAGUGGAUCUCCUAUACUAUUGACUUUAAUGAUCUUCUCAACAGGGAGUGUGAGUAAUCUCUUCCUCUAUAACAAAUAAGAAUGUUAGCCAGCUGCUUGUCUUCAAAUUGUCUUGACUGUAUCUGUGAAUCUUAAAAAUGUGAUGCGACUAGAGCAGGGGUCAGCAAACUUUUUCAGCAGGGGCCGGUCCACUGUCCCUCAGACCUUGUGGGGGGGCCAGACUAUAUUUGGGGGGGGAAUUAACUAAUUCCAUUUCCCCCUCAAAUUUUUAAAUUAAUUUUCAAAAAAAAAAAUUAAACAAACAAACAAACAAACAAACAAACAUAAAUCUCCACCGUAUUUAGGCCAAUCUUUGUAAUAUUGUUAAGUGACUUCCUCGUAUCCCCCGGUUGAGUUUCAGUGUAUAUCAUUUUAACGGUUUUCCAAAACCAAUAUUAUUAUAAAAUUAACUUAAUCACUUAACAUCUUUCUUUCCAAUUUGGCAUUAAACAUAUUGUUUCAUCACAUUACAUAUUUAAAUCCUAAACCUAUCUGAUAUUUGCAAGCUUUUCCAAUUAAAUUAACUUAACAUAUUUAACUAAAUAGUCUUUAAAUUUCGUCCAUUCCUCCUGGUAAUCCUCCUUCUGGUCACGGACUCUUCCAGUAAGGUUGGCUAGCUCCGAAAAGUCCAUCAUCUUCAUCUGCCAAUCUUCCACUGUUGGUACUUUUUGUGUUUUCCAAUUCUUGGCUAAUAAAAUUUGAGCAGCAGUUGUGGCAUACAAAAAUAGUUUAACAUCUUUUUUGGGCAAUUCCAAACCUGUUAUUCCAAGAAGAAAGGCCUCUGGUUUCUUAUUAAAUGUGUAUUUCAACAUUUUUUUCAAUUCGUUAUAAAUCUUCUCCCAGAAGUCUUUCACCUUGGGGCAGGUCUACCACAUAUGAUAGAAGGUACCCUCUUUUUCUUUACAUUUGCAACAUAGAUUAUCACUGUUAUGGCAAAUCUUUGCUAGUUUUACAGGAGUCAAAUACCAUCUGUACAUCAUUUUCAUUGUAUUUUCCUUUAACACUGUACAUACAGUGAACUUGACCCCUUUCUUCCACAAUCUUUGCCAGUCUUCAAACAUUAUAUUAUGUCUAAUAUAAUUCCUAUGCCCCACAAAUAACCCAGAGAUGCAUUUAAAUAAAAGCACACAUUCUACUCAGGUAAAAACACACUGAUUCCUGGACGUCCGUGAGCCAGAUUUAGAAAGCGAUUGGGCCAGAUCCGGCCCCUGGGCCUUAGUUUGUCUACCCAUGAAUUAGAGCAUCUUCAAUAGGCUGCUGGUCUAAUACUGUGUUUGAGGAUGCACAGGUCAGGUCUUUUAGCUGCCUCUUCAUGUGUAAUCCCUACAAAAAAGUUAGUUCCUCCAGAGAUGAGGAAGCUUGCCUCAGAUUAAUUUGGAAAUUACUCAAGUUCUUUGUGGGCGGGGGGAGCAAAACUUUUCUCCAAGAAUAAUUUGGAAUAUCGCCCCCCCCCACUAAUGCAAGGGCUCAUAAAUAUUGCAUACCCUUCUUCUCUGUUCCUUCUCCCUCUCUGAAAAAAAGCCAUUUACGCCAGGCCACGCUCCUCUCACGCUCCUCCCUCCCCCCCUCUUUUUGUUCUGCUGCAGUGGGUAACAGGGUGGUGGGGCAUGGGGAGCCAUGUGAUAUGUCCUGUCCCCCACAAAGGCUGCCGCACUUGAGAAAGCUACAGGGCAGCUCCCCUUAAUUCCAGAGAGUACCCGCCCGAGUUCUGUGGCUGAUUGCACCACAGAAUUCUACAGAAAAGCCCACAGAAUUUUAGUAGUUUUUGGCUAUCUCAGGAAUCUGGUGAUUAUUCCCUCCUUAGGUAUGGAGAAGGACUACACAAAGUGGUUGGCUCACUCCAGCAAUCCCAAUGACCCUGCAGAUGGCUGCAUAUUGGGCUACAAGGAGGAAUACCUGCGCCUUCGCAAGUCAUCUUUCUGUCAGAAUGGCCGAGACUACGUUGUGACCAAGCAACCAUCUGUCUGCACUUGCACUUUAGGUGACUUCCUCUGGUAUGUUUGGAGAGUUCCUCCCAUAAUCUAUUUCCAUGGCUGUGUUUUUUUCUGUUCUGAAAUGGCCUGGGGAGUGACCAUACUCCCACCAUGCCACCUUUGAGCUUCACUGAAAUAUUAAAUCGGACUCUGCAGUUCAUUUUCUGAAAUAGUGAGAUGGGGAACCUGUGGCCCUCCAGGUGUUGGACUGCAGCUCUCAUCAGCCCAACCAGCAUGAUUAGUGGGAUCUGCAGCCUAGCAACAUCUGGAGGGCCACAGGUUCCCCAUUCCUGACAUAUGUAGAAUUGUGGUUUUAUGACUCUAUAAGUGUGAGGUUUUUCAAGGAGGCAGUCAAAUGAUUAAACAUUGAUUAAAUGUGGUGAAACUUGGGGGUUCUCAGAAGAAAUGCCACAUUUUGCAAUCCAGAUUCCAUUAUCAGUAUAACAAGACGUGCAGGUUAAUGCUGGUCUAUUUUCUGUGGCUGAAGGAGCAUGCAAGCUUUUAAGCAGGCAGAUCUUUCACAAACAGAUGCAGUUGCACAUACCUACGCCAUUUAUUUGAGACAAAAGUGGCAGAAAUCCUCUACACUACAUCUCAAUGGCUUCUCAUUUAAGCCACCAGCUUUUGCAGUAAAUAGUCACGUCUGAUGUUCAGCUUUGCUUGUGUGUGCUGCUUUUAAAAGGCCCUCACGAUAACUUCUGUGGGGAGCAUUCAGCUGUGGAAAAAUGAACAACGAAAAGGGUGGAGUGUAAUUUAAGAAGACGGAAAAUAGUGCAGACAUUAGGGAGCAGAACUGUGUUGCUGGUAGCUUGUUCUACUGGACUCUAGCAUGUACUGGCUCAUUCUGAUGACCUGUUUAACUGAGCAUUCAUCCUGAUUGUUUGCACAGAUAUAAUACUGCACAACAUCAGCAUCUCACACUUUCCAGUGCAUUUCCCCAUCCCUUUUGUUACCAGAAAAAUCCCAGGGUGUUUUGCAGGGUGGGGGGGAUUAUAAGCAGGUUUAUUGUGCAAGAGUGCCAAAUUCACUUUAACUGCACAAACUGAAUUUGCUGGUAUAUGAUUAAUUCAUACCUGAAAAUAACGAGACUGAACAUGGCCUUUGCAUCCCUUAAACUUGCAGAGCCAUAUUCCAGAGUACACAGAUUACUGCAAUAAAUGUGUGUCUUGAGCAGUGCUGGACUCAAACCUGAGUGGCUUCUUUUUUAAACCACUCAAGGGGGCGGUGUAUGUGUGAACUGAGCAUGCCUUCAAAAAGAGCAAGGUGGGAAUAAGCAGAUAUUUCCACUACCACCACCUUAUUAGAUGGCUAAAGCACCUUGCUUUUCUCUUGAAAUGUUGUGUAAACAAAAGCAUCACACUCACAGCAACAUGGACCUCAUUUUGGUUUCCAGCUUGGCAGGACUUCCUGGAACACCCAAGCUUUAAGAAGCUGUUUUUAAAAGCUGAAAUUUUGUGCACACUUGCAGCCAUGGAAAGCUUUCUGUAUGCUGGCUUACAUCCCAGCAGUACUUCCUGGUAUAUCCAUAUGGCUGCUGACAUCACAUAGUUAUGUGGGUGUUCCAGGAUGUUUUGUUGAAAUGGAAGCCAGUGUAAGUUCUGAACUACUUCAAGUGAGCUCAGUGGGGAAAAAGAGGGUUCCUUAGCCACCUCAUAUGGUUGAAUAAGACAAGCAGUGCGCACACACACAAAUUUCUACAAACGUAGCAGUGGUGAAAGGUGCAGAAAACAGCUCCCCAGUUUGCAAAGGGGCAAAUGACCUUGCAAAAUUGGAGGACAAGUUUUAGCCUAGCACUGGUUUUUGAGUGCUGGGGAAAUGGAGAGAUCAAUCUGGAUUUCUCACAAUAGAUUUUGAGGCUGUACAAAACCAGUAAUAACAUUGAUGUCAGUCUGGUUGUGGGGUUGUUUUAGAGGGCCCUAGAAGGAAUCAGAACCCAAUAUCUCUCUCAUCUUCUCCCACCAGCUGUUGGUUUUUGAAUAUUUAAAAAACAUUUUCAUUCACAGCCAGUUUAUCAAGCAGCACUGAAAUGGGUUUCUGUUCUAAUUUUUCAGUUUGCAUGGGUUCAUUGUUGACACUGCAUCUGCUUUCCAUUCCGGGCCACAUUCAUUGCCAUGGAUACGUGUGCUGCAUAUUAGCAAAUUAGAUUGCUAAUGCUUGGUAGGAAAUAAUUCAGGGUUGGUAAACCUGUGGCCUGCCAUUUUUGGUGACUCACAACCCUAGAAUCAUAGAAUCAUAGAAUCAUAGAAUCAUAGAGUUGGAAGAGACCACAAGGGCCAUCGAGUCCAACCCUCUUUUUUUCUUCUGGCACCUCUUUUUAAUUUUUUGAAAAGCUCCACAUCUCCCUCUGGUGCAGUGCCUUUUUUAGGAGCUCCUGCAGGAAGGAAACAGAAAAGUCUUCUAAAGCCUUUUCUCUUUCUUCUAAUGUCUUCUAACAUGGGAACCAUUUAUUCCAAUGGUUCAGUGUCAUUCAGAGUUAAGACCCUGAAGACAUUUUUCUUUUCCUUGCUAUUACAGCACUAGGGUAGAAGGAAAGCCCCCAAGCUAGCAAUGGGAAGAAAAAACACAGGGAAUUCUCCCCUCUGCAGCCCCAACUUAAUCAGCAUUUGUCUUCUUGUCUGUUUGGUGUGUGUGUGUUGGCUAUACCCACUUCAACCACACUCACUGCUGGCAUGUGGCUCUUGGCAGUAUGGCUAACCCUCAAUGCAUCUAUUGGGCUGAAAUGUAUUUGCCACCCCUGAAGAAACUGGAUGCUUCAUCAUAGGGUAGUUUCUCCUCCUGAAUGUUCUGUCAGUAUAAUGGGCCAGUGAUACAACUAGGCAUGUGAAGUAUUAUCACCAAAUUCCCGAAUAACCAUUAAAAAUGUAUAAUUCUAGUUUGAGCAACCACAUACUAGGUCUUUUAGUUACAGCAAUAAUGAAGUGAUGCAUGAGUCGAUACUCAUACUGUGUGUGGGUUGUUAAUGUCUGUCUUCCUACUCUUGGGAUUUGUGAUGCAGUGAUUUUGGCUACUACCGCCCAGAAAACCAUUCCAAGUGUGUGGAGCAGCCAGAGCUGAAGGGGCAUGACCUAGAAUUUUGUCUAUAUGGGAAGCGAGAGCGGCUAAAGACCAGCGGGUAAUUUUCUAUGAUUAUAAUAGAUUAUAAUAGAUGGAGGAGAUCGCUUGGUCCUGUGUGUACUUGUUUUUAUAAAACAGAUAUAUGUAGUCUACUGGGAAGAGGACUAUAUUCUGAUGCCCUGCAAAUACGCUAUAAAAUUAUUCUCUUCCUCUCUCUGAACACGCUGUGUUUCUAGAACAGUAAUAAUCUCCCUUAGAAUCAAAAUAUGCCCCUUGCUGUUGUGACCAUGGCACUAUAUCUCUCAGUAGAAGAUGUAGUAUAGCCAUCUGUAAUACAUUUAAGAUGAUUCAUUCUGUAUUCUGUACUGGGUGGGGAGAUAGUUCUCUAGAUAGAACUAUCUUGGCUUAUAAAUUUUGUGGACCAGAAGCAGCUGAAAUAAUUUAGCAUGACAUGUGCAUUUAUUGUUUGAGGAUUCUUGACUUUCAUGUCAUGUGACUUCCAUGUUUUCUUGGAGGCCACAGCAGCCCUAUAGACCUGACAUGCAUACCCCUCUAGGUGCCCAGCCCUGAAAGAAUCAUGGCUUUGGGGAAUGUUGGAGAGGUGAUUUGAGGAUACCCAGCCUGGCAAUGGUGAAACCAUGUUCUCGACUUCCCACUGAUGCUUGGACAUGAAGGGGUUAGCUAAUUUUAGGUGGCUUGGAGAGCUGUCACUAAUAAAAGAAGCUUCGCAAUAAUAGAUUAUUGAGACUCUUGUUGAAUUUCAGAUAUCGGAAGAUCCCAGGAGACAAAUGUGUUGGCGGGGAAAAUCCCAUCCGUGAAGAGACUGAUCUGAAGAAAAAAUGCACUAGCAACUACUUGAACUCAAGCCAGCUGGUAAGUUUUUAAAACUGCAGAAAGAACUGUAGUGGGGCAAAGAGAUAGAGGAAGGGUGGGCAACCUUUUUCUCCUGGCAAGGGCCAUAUAUCCUUGGGUUAUUCUGUGUGAGGCCACAUGCUGGCAGGGGAAGACCACUGGUGAGUGGAAUCAUCCCUUUUUCUCUCUCUGAACCCCCUUCUCUUUUUCCUCCCCAAUGUGCUGGAGUGACAGAUCACUCUUGUCAGAGGCCUGCAGUGAUGGCAUGCAGGGGGUCAAUUGAAAUUGGGCUGGGGGCUGCAUAUAGUUCAGAGGCGGCCGGCUGCCCAUAUAUAUGAGAGGGAGAAAGAGAGUAAUCUAACCAAUGUAAAAAGAGUGCUUGAAAAACAGCCCAUUUGUAGUUAAUAUUUGAGAAGCAGAUUUUCUUAAAAUGCUUUGCCAAUAUUAACCUUGACUCUGUUCAAGCAGUAAAAUGAAUGAGCUUUCCAAAUUGGCUGCUGAAGCUGCGGUUUGGUAUUCUGAACUAAGUAGUCAAAUUUCACCCUUUCAAAAAUCAGCUGUUUCAUUCUCUCCCCCCAAAUCUUUAUAAUCCUCCUGUGAUCCAUGCAGGACAAGAGAGUAAGUUAUUGAGGUAUGGAGAAUAUGCUAGGAGAAUCAUUAUAGAAAUGACUCGGUAAUUGAAGUGAUCUAAUAAUUUGUCAUAAAAUCUUAAUGCAUCUCUCUCUUUUCUUUCUGCAGUCUACUUCCUCCAACUCCACUCCAGUCAUCCUGGCUGUAAUAGGCUUGAUGCUUAUGACUGCUGUAGCUGGAGUAGUCAUCAUUAAGAAAUACGUUUGUGGAGGAAGGUGAGCCUUGGGAAGGGAUUGGCAAGACCAUUCUUACUUUUAACUAUCAUUCAGUUAUUUUUAUGCUGCCUUUCAGUGCCAGAGACUCUCCCACCACAGAAUUAAGAGCAUGAAACCAAUUCAAAAUAGAAAAACAGUAGCCAUGUAACAUAACACAUACAUAAAACAGCAGGAGUUGUAACUAUAAAAUCACCAACCUUAUUCAGUUAAAAGCAGAUUGGGAUAGUGAAGUCAGUAAGGCCCAUUUAAAACAAGUCAGAGAAGCUUCUGUGGGAAGGAGUUCCACAGGGACAGGGCCAUCCUGAAAGGUGCUCUUAUGUUUGUCGACCUGAUAGAUCUUAGUGGUAGGUCUUUGUGGCUGGUCUUGGAGCCCAAACAGAAGUGUAAGCAAUUGUUCAAAUUGCCAGAUCCCAAAUGCUUUAGGACUUUAAAACUAACAACCAGUGCUUUAGAUUGGACCUGAAAAUACAUUGGCAACCACUGUAGUUAGUACAGAUAAGGCUUUAUAUCAGACUACAGCUGUUUAUGGGGGCCAAGCAGUCUGCACCAGCUGGCACUUCUAAAUUGUCUUUAAAAGCAGACCCACGUACAGCACAUUAUAACCCAAUCUGAUGUAACCAGGGCAUGGAUUACCAUAGUCAGAUCCACUUUCUUCACAAAGGAAUGCCACUGGCAAAUUGACCACAACCCAUAAGGAGUGCCUGACAACUGAUGUCAUGGAUACCUCCAUAAACUGCUCUGAGUCCAGGAGAACCCCCAAACUGCAAACGUGAUCAUGGCAACCCUGGUCACACAUUCCUAGAUCAGCAGGCUUGCCUGCCCACAGUACCUCUGUCUUGCCUGAUUUUGAGCUUCCCAUAGACAUCUAGUUGGCUACUGUGAGAAGAGGAUGCUGAACUAGAUGGGCCAUUGGCCUGAUCCAGCAGGCUCUUAUAUUCUUGCCUUCAUCCCUCAUCCAUCCCAAUACCUGUUCCACAACUUUGCUAGGAGAGAUAAAACUACAUGCCAGCUGCAUACCUACGACACUUUAGCCCAAAAUGACAGAUGGAUUCAUGUAGCAUUGUUGCACUGCCAGGUUUUUUGUUUGUUUGUUUGUUUUAAAUCCUAUAUAGGUUCUAAAGAUACCCAAUGUUUAUUGGCUUAGACCAGAUAAAACAGCCAGAGAAAUGGUGUCUCAGCAGCAACUGAUAUAAAGUUCUUCCAAAAGUCUCUGGACAUUAUAUUCACUUCUGUUCAAAGAAUGCUUGCCCAUAGGGCCAAGUUCAUUUCAUGUGUGUUUGUCAUGCCCCUAGGUUUCUGGUUCACCGAUACUCUGUCCUGCAGCAGCAUGCGGAAGCGAACGGCUUUGAUGGCGUUGACACACCAGAUGCCAAUAAAACGGGCUACCAUGAUGAUUCUGAUGAGGCAAGUGAUUGUAACUGAUGUGUAUGUGUGCACACCAUGCAUCUUUCUGAGCAGUACAUGGGCUAGAAAGAUAAAUUUGAACCCCAAGCAUGUGAUUUUGGCUUAUGUCACUUUGAAAAAGAAACAGCUGUAUAUCUCUGGGGGGCUAAGUGGGUUGUAUUUGCCACAGCAAAACCGCAAAGAAUCAUGAUCAUCAAAUGUUAACAAGAAGUAUUAUCUAUCCCUCUUUUCUUCCCAGGACCUUCUGGAAUAGUGAUAUUGCAGAUCUAACUAGAAUUGGAUUCACAUGGAUUUAGAUGCUGCUACAGAAGGGCACGAAUGCAGACGGUUCAUUUUACUUCUAAUUUGAAUGCCUUUUCCGUAUCCAAGGGAUUUUGUGUUCCUACUGCUUCCAUCAAACUGUCUAAAACCAAGAAGGCUGCAAGAACUGCUUUGGGUGGGUGGGUGUAGAAGGGGGAGAUACUGCAGUUCUGAAUAAGGAAGAAGGGAAACCUUUUUUAAAAAAAAUGUAACUUUGUUUUAAUCAGAUUUCUUUUUCCAACUCUUAAAGGAAAACUAAAUAGGAAUGUGAAAGCAACAUUUCAUUAAAUAUUAGCAUUACUAGGUACAACAUACCUUGCUACUAGGAGAAGGCUCCAAAUCCCUGGGUGGGGGACAUGUUCCACUCCAACACUGUGAUGACACUGCUUUGAAGCUGUUGCAGUGUGAGCAGCACUUCUCCUAGCAAGCAGGGCAAUGAGAUGCUAUGGCAGGGACUGAGAAAGCUAACCAGCAUCCCGGGGCUGUGUGCCAAAACAGGGUUGCUUUUCGUUUUCACUGAAGUGUAAUCAACUGGGCAGAUGUGUGCCGUGCAAAGCAGAGAUUAUUCCAAGGCUAGAAGCAACUCUGUGGCUCUCCGAUUCCAAGGAACUAAACUGUGAAAUCGGCAUGUGUGUUGCCAUAAAUCUAAAAAGCAAAAGCAUGGGGGUGGGGGUGGGGGUAAAUUUAUCAACUGUAAGACUAAGUAUACAGAUAUUCCAGAAAUAUGACUUGUUUAGAAUGUUAUGAAGGAACAGAAAUUGUUUGCUUUAAAUCAGGUUCUUGAAGGAAAGUUUUGUUGCGCUACCGGCAGCACCAUGAUGUUAUUAAGUGUUUCUAAUUUUCAUUAUAUUUUUAGAUUAUAUGUAGAUCAGUGGUUGCUACACAUGCACCGCUUUGCUACUAUGUUUUUCUGACUUCUGUUCAACAACACAGUUUGACUGUUAUGUGCCAUGUGGAAUCAUAACUAUUUCUCAAUAUUUUUUGGGUUCACAGAGGGUAUUAUGAAUUGAACCUGGAGAAGGUAGUAAGUUAAGUUUCUUGAACUCAGUAGCUAAAAGUUGGCCUGUUGGGAUGUGAAUUGGCGACGGAGGCAUCCCACUCCAGUAGCUAUUAUAGUAAGAACCAAGGGAUUCUUACUAUGGGAAUCCAUAGAAACACAAAGUAUUGAGCCAGUGCAUGGCAUAGGUAAUAUUCGGCUUCUGUUGCUUUGAAGGGACUGAGAUGCUUGGAGAGACAUGUUUGAACUUGAAAGACCUUCAUAACAUUCAGUAAUGUAUUUUCUUGAAUUUUGGUCCCCAGUGGUACUUUUUACAUUUAUCUUAGGACUUUGUUCUAUUCCAGCAUAGGUGAGUGAUUAGUCACAAUUUGUCCACACUUCCUGCUGCAUUUCCCCAGGGAAAACCACUCUUUUGUGCUUGAUCGCAACAAAUGGCAAUUCGGGUUGGGUUGCCAUUUGUUAAGAUCUAUUGCUAAAGAGCGGUUUUCCCUGGAGGAAAGCAGCAGGACAAGAGGAAGUGUGGAUAAGCCCCUAGACAAAAUAUGUUUCCCCACUCACCUGUGUUGGGAGCAUGGCAGGGUCUGAAUACCUUCCACAUACCACCUGUACCCUUAAUCUUGCUAUGAACGCCUAUACUGGAACUUGCCCCACUCUGCUUUUAUUCCCCAAGUGUUCCUGCUGGUGAGGCAGCACUACCAGGAAGGUCUCACUGGAGGUUUCAGGCUGAGGCUGCCUUUGCUCCCUUGUGGUGCUAGGACAUGCAUCCAGACACGAGGAGCCCUGGGACACAUAGUAUAUUUUCCCCAGGGUCUCUGGUGUGUGUGAUGCUUAAGGACCACCUUCCCCUUACCCAGCCCCAGUACUUCCCUAAGAUUAUCAGAGGAAAACUUGCUGGUAAUGCUGCAACCUGCUGAGUGUCAUCCAGCGACAGUCUGGAAGUGGUCCUUCUCCAUAGUGGCAUCUACCCUCUGAAUGCCACGCUUCGCAAUUUUUCAGGAGGCAUUGACUGUUGGGUAUUUCCACCAUUAAUCAGUUUAACUUGCCUUUCUUCAAAGAAGCAGGAUUUGUUAGAUAUUCAGUGGCUAUCAAUUAUGCCCUAGUGGUUAGGACAUGUUGCUAAAGGUCACAGAGCUUUCCACCCCUCUUUUUGGCAAUAAUGAGAGUCAGAAACAUGAAAUAAAGUGUCUGUCCUGGAUUUGUUUUUCCCACAGUUACUUUGGCUUUACUGUGCUUUUUUAUUGGGCCCUUACUUCCUCCCUUACAUCACUGCAUCAUUUGAUUAUAUCUCAGGGUGUCAUUGUCUUCCUUGGUAUAAAAUUAUUUUGUCCCUUGCAGAAGGUACCAGCGAGGAACACAUGGCAAGGAGGAACAUUUGUCCCUGGAAGACACUUGUAGCUUAUUCCACUUCUUGUUUAUUCUCACUCCAUUUAAACCUGGUACAGAAGCACACUUGCAUGUAAAUAAGAGUGCUGUUUACAGUCAAUGUUAAACUCACAGUAACUCAACCAGGAACUGAAGGGGGCUCAAUAACCUUGUGUCUGACAGCUGCUCCCAAACCCCUGCUCUUAACAUAUUUGAACUUCUUGUGUACAUCUGUUCUGUGCAGAGCCAGGUUCAAAUCGCUUUACUAUCCAUGUGAUGUGGUUGAAACUCUUUUAAGUGCUGGGCUGGGAUUGUGAUGGAAAGCCUGUAAUGUAGCUGGUGAAGACAUUUUCCAUUUCACUGAGAACAUAAUCUGAGUACUUACUCUUCCUAUUAUAUGUCCUAUUUUCUAUGUUUAUUAAAGCAUCUCUGGAAGGGUGGUUAGGUAAGGGAGUUCAUUACCGGGCAUGACCUGUUCUAUUGCUCCAUUUCUGUUGGUUCCCCUCAUAAGACACUAUACAUUGUGGCACAUUGGCUUAUAAAGUGAGAGCAUUCAAGGAACUAGAAACCUCAAUAAACUAACCAGGUCCUUGUAACUGUCACACACUUGCUGCCCUACACAACAGUAGCCUUGUCCUGCAUAGUGUUGAGUAUGUAGGUAACACUGCAUCUUCAUCACUGCUCUAAGGGUGCUGCCUAAGUGACAAAGCAGUCCUGGAAAUGUUGCCAUUGCAUGAGCUUUGAAGUAUCAUUGUCUCCCUGAUGUGUCUGUAAGGCAGACCAGACCAGACCAUGUGCAUAAUGGCUGUAAAAUAUAACAUAACAAAGAGUCAUAGUUAAUACACUCCUCUACCCAUAAUUUCUUAAGAUGUACAGUCUGAGGCAAGGUGCAGAAGAAAAAUAAAGGAGCCAUGUAUAGAGUUUGUAAAUAAGCCUGGCUAUAUUAUAAAUUUGUACUGGUAUUUUUCUGUAUAUUUGCAAUAUUUGGGUUAGAAAUAAAGACAAAAAUUGGGCUUUUA
Molecule: messenger RNA, 49368 nt
Organism: Podarcis lilfordi (Lilford's wall lizard)
Lineage: Eukaryota; Metazoa; Chordata; Lepidosauria; Squamata; Lacertidae
Source: the annotation of a GenBank genome assembly